This is a messenger RNA of Podarcis lilfordi (Lilford's wall lizard), 72565 nucleotides long. NCBI's taxonomy places the organism in Eukaryota, Metazoa, Chordata, Lepidosauria, Squamata, Lacertidae. The record is from the annotation of a GenBank genome assembly.
AUGGCGGAGUUUGGCAGCAGAGGGGGUGGCACCAGCAGUGGGGGCAUAGCCUCCUCCCCAAGCCCUGCACACGGGAAGGUGGCCUUCAAAGCAGGAGAUGGGGAAGGUGGUGGUGGUGGUGGAGGAGGAGGUGGUGGGGUUGCAAGAACCCACUUGGACAGUGCCGGCAACGGGGUCUCCAAUGGGGACUGCACUCUGAUGGGCACCAGAGAAGAGACAGAGUCUACUCAGUCUGGCAGCCCUGCCACAGAGAGAGGAUGUCCCACCCUGCAGCCAGAUGGCAAACCUGGUCACCCCAAGAAAACGAGCAUCAUCAAGGUAAGAGGAUGUGCUACCUGGGGUUCUCUGCUAUUUGGGGGUGGGAAAGGGGAUGAUGGAAUGGGACAUGCACAAAUGCCAGGCUCCAGGUGAGCCAACUCAGCCGUGUAUGUAGCAGUAAAUGUGUCUGCUGACUUGUGCAGGUGAACACACAGCUUUAAAGCAGGGAGAGGACAUAACCUGGCCAGUGAAUUUUGAUUAUAUGAGUGUGGAGCUUUGGUGCGUGUGUCUGUAUAAAGAGGUAAAGUUGGGGGCAUGGGGGGGGAGGGAGAACUUGUGCUUCUGAAAUGAAAGAAGGAAGGAAGGUACUGCUGCCUAGUUAAGUACAGAAUCAGCUUGCCAUGCAGAGAUUUCAGACUACGCAGGUUUUUGCUGAUUCUGUGGGAUGCUGGGUGCACCUGUGCAGAGCAAUUUUGUACCCUGUUGACAGACGCACAGCAAGUGAUGUGAAAACCAAGGAUAAAUGACGUGGGUGAGGGGGAAGAAAGAUGAACGCCCUCCUAAAGGUGACAGCGCAUCCAUCAAGAGAUUGUUUAUGGCAGCUUAUGCCUAUAGUCUUAGCCUUUCUUAAUUACUUUCUAGAUAUUAUUGUCACAUAUCAAACAGGUACGGGGAGAUAAGACAAUGCUGGUAGGUGAAUCAUAGAUUCACAAAAUGAAGGAUUCCUGGCUAUAAGUCUUAAUAGUUUUAAAGAAAACAGUUUGUUUAUUUUUUUAAAAAACAUGACAGUAAUUUAUCUUUGAUCGCUACAGGGCAUAGGAUUCAUAAUAGCUGAAUGGCAUAUAACCCAUACUGUUAAUUUUAAACACAGAUGAGCUGCAUUAAAAGUUAUAUAAAAUAAUAGAGUUGCAAUAUGUAUGAAUACAGCAAGUCCAUAGCCAAUGAUAUCUCCUUGUUGAGAAUAGGUAUUUUCGGUAGCAUGUUGUAAAGUGAAAUGUUUCUAUAAUGAAUACUCCAUUAGCAGCAGAUCUCAAGUUGUGCAGCAAGCUGCAGGAUCUUGUUUUCAGAAUCAAGGGGAGAACAAGGACAGUCAGUGGUAGAGUGCAUUUGACAGUCUUGCACCCACCCAUCCUGUCAGAGAGAGGUGGUGCAGGUUUGUUAACCACUUGCAGCAGUGUGCCUGUGUGACAAACAUCUGCAGCACAGUGGCAAACUUCUGUUGCUUCUUGUUUAGGUAUAAAUUCAAUACCGUAUUUAUUUAGCCUGCCAAAAUAUCUUUUGAACCAAGCACAGAGUUAAUUUAUAACUCUGCAAUUGUGUUCCCUGGUAGUCCAAACAACAGUAUAAUUGCUGUAUUACUGGAGUUUGUUAAAUAGUGGUGUGUGUUGUUUUUUAGUUUCUGUAGCAAGCUUGUGCUUUGAAAGGGUAGGAAUAAAAGAAACAUUUUUUCAAACCGUAGCUUGCUUUAAAGCUAGGAUUGGGAUUCAGAAUUUGGUAACUUGAAAGUGGACUUUGCCUUCCACACAUCUAUGACUUAUGUGGUUCAUCUAUCUAACUAUGGGUUAAAACUGUAGAUUUGUUUCCUAACUUUUUUCUUUUUAUGAUAAAGUGAUAUAUAAGUAUUUUUAAAAAUAAAGUUAGUUGCUUUCCUCACUAUCUAUUUCGUAUUAUUACUCCCAUUAGUGGUUCAGCAUGGUGUGAACUCCAAAUAUUACUUAUUAACAUGCCUUGGUUGAUAAUUAUUUUGCAUUGGAGUGUCAGCCAUAUUUACAGCCACGUCUGAUGUGUGUUUACUUGGAAGCAAGUCCUUGGUAGUUCAAUGGGAACAGGAAUUUUAAACAAACUAAGGUUUGGAAUUUAUUCAGAAUUUGUUUAUUGUUCAAGGUCACCUUCAUACAUAUGCAAAAAAAUUAAAAGCCCUAGAUGUGCAAUUUUAAACAUGCUAUUGAUUAUGGAUAUCCAUAUUGAAGUUUAUGCAAAUACUUGCCUAUAGACAUGCAGCAUAAGCAAAUAAUAUGAGUUUCUUGCGUCAGCUGUUACUUUCCAUUUAGUUGAACACAACUAUAUUAUCUAUUCUACAGUUGGCAUUCUUUUUGAAGUAUGUGGCUGCCAAUACAAGAGUUUGGCAAGACACUUGUGUAAGUUAGUGGCACUAAAAUAACUGCUUCCUACAGUAUAAUUUUAACAUCAUAAACGCAGAUUCCUAUUUAUUGAAACUAAUCUUUGUUUAAUGGUGCUUCUACCUGCCAAGUCCAUCUGCAGCUCCUGAGUUAUAUACUAAAAACUGAUGUAGAAAUGUAAGCGCAAAUAUGAUAAUAAAUGCCUGCUUAUGCAAAUAAUAUACUGUUGUUUAAGCAGUGCCCACCAUACUGGCAUUCUGAACCUCUUUCCCCAGUGUAGUUUAUUACAUUUCUAUGAACAGUGGCUAGGCUUGUUGAGAGCUGGAGUAAACAAUUUUAAUCUUAUGAAAAGUAUGGGCCUGCAAAAAACUACAGUGCUCUGCUUUGGUAGCAGGCUUCAGGAUUUGGCUGUAGUGUUCCAGUUCCAGCAGAAGUUGCUGUUUUAUCCAUUGUGGAACCUGACCCUUGGUUUGUUGCUAGGCUUGGCUGCGUAUGUAAAAUCAUAAGAACUGUCACCACUUUUUAGGGACCCUGUGCUGUUCUCGGGAUUUGUAGUAAGAGGAUUUCUGCGUUCAAAGGGCUGGCUUGUGUGCUACUUCUCUGUGGUAGACCGCUUCUGUGUUGCAAUUUUUCAUGCCCCAUCUGUAACCCUUAGAGUUGUUUUACCACGUGGGCACUCCUGAUUGCAACAGGAGUUUUCAGUGCAGCACUUUAUGAAACUAAAUGGCAAAUGGAACCUCAUUUGGUCCUUCUUAGAAUAGUGCUUUAUCUGUGGUGGUGUGCAUCUGGAUGAAGCUAACACAACCAUUUAGGAGUGGGAUGUUGCACAACGAGCUUCAACUCUCUGUUGUUCUGUAUAUUGAAGUUUUAUGCAUAUGUUACUGAUAGUAACGAUGUUAUACAAUAUAGUUUGUUUAUUUAAUUGGGAGUCCCUACUUUUGCUGUAUACAAGUACUCUGCUUACAUUUACAUUAUCACUUUUUAAAAGCUGGACAGUGAGUCUGGCUUGAUGAAUGCUUCGAACUGGAAAGUCUCUUGCUUUCUUAACCUGUUACUGGCUUAGCCCUCCCUUCCUCCCACUUUCAGAUGAUUUUGGCAUGUAGGACAGCUUGCCUGCAUAGCCUGCUGGAUUGGGCAAGCACCACUUCUGCACAGAGAUCCUGUGCAUAGCAAACAAUAUUUCUAGCUCUCCAAGCAUUUUGGAAAAGCAGCAGCAAGAGUAUUUUCUCUGUUCAUGCUUUUUCCUUCCCCCUACUUUAAGUUAGGGUAUGUUCUCAAUUUCUGCUGGAGAUAAAUGCCACAAAAGGCAAUACAUUAGUAACAUUUAUAAUGCAGUAACCUAUUAAAGCUUCACUUUCUCAUUGUAACACAGUUCCUGCAUGUUUUCAUUCGGAGUAGUUUUUAAAACAAGCAGUUAGGAAGGAGAUGUCUUUGCCUUAAAAAAUAUAACAAAAAUAUUUGUUAUAUCCUUCCCCUUCUUCCAAGUUGUUUGAGGUAGCAGAUGUGGUUCUCCUCUCUUUUUCCCCAUGCAGCAACAAUCGUGUAAGAAAGGUUAGGCUGAAAGGUAGUGACUCUUUCAAGGUAACUCAGUGAGCUUCAUCGGGUGAGUUGGGAUUCAGAGCAGGGUCUCCCCCAACCUUAGUCUGAAACUCUUAGCAACUGUACUGCAUUGGCAUUCUUGUUUUUACUCCAACCACGGAGUUAGAAAUCAUAGUUGAAUUGACAUUUUGAUUGACUAACAGCACAUCUCAAUGUACAUACCAUUUACAUGUGAGAAUCAUAGAAGUAUAGAGUUGGAAGGGAUCCCGAGGGUCAUCUAGUCCAACCCCCUGCACUGCAGGAAUCCUAACUAGAUCAUACAUGACAGAUGGCCAUCCAACCUCUGCUUAAAAACCUCCAGUGAUGGCGUGUCCACUACCACCUCUCAUGGGAGUCUGCUCCACUGUUGGACAGUUAAAAUAGAAUUUGGUUAUCCCAAAGGAACAAUACUAAGGACACUGAAAGUAGAAACUUCUGAAAUGGAAUAAUGACAUCUUUUUCACAGAUUAUUUCAUCAUAUCUCAUAUGUAUGUAUGUAUGUAUGUAUGUUAUGACUAUAAAGCAGGAAUAGGUUACCUGCCAGAUGAUGUUGGACUACCAGAUUCCUACAUCUUUGACCAUUGGGCAUGUUCACUAGGCCUGUUGAAAGCUGGAGUAAGCAACACCUGUAGGGGCACAGGUACCUCAUCCCUGCUGUAAGGUAACGUGUUAGGAUUGCUUUCCCCCUUUUGUUAUAUGUACAGUACUAGGACAGAUAGACAAAUUAGAAGUACCAUUUUCUUUCUUUUCUUUCUUUAUCCUAAAAGAACCCAUGAUAGUAGCUUCUAUGGCCCAAGGCGUAAUGAACAGAGCACUCCAGAACUUGGGCUCCUUUUCCAUAUUGAUCUGGGAAUGGAGGUGGGGAGAAAGGAAAAUGCCCGGAAGAAAAUGACCAGCAGUUUUUAUUGCUAACACUCCACACUCAGCCCUAAAUGCUUAUAAUCACUAGAACAACUUCACCAGCUGUUUGAUAUAUAAAGAAAGUGCAAAUAAUUUAUUGCAAUGUGUCAAACUGGCUUUGUUGUGGCACUAUGUUACAACAAAACCAGGAGUUGAAUGACUCCACAUAGUCUUCAUUUGUUUUAAGAGGAAUUGUUUAGUCUGUGCAAAAAUAUAUAAUGCUAUCACAAAGGACAGGAAUUCAUCAAGUUGGUUGUCAGCCUCUGUUUAGACUGGACCUAGCCCUCCAAUAGGUCUUGCUGUUGUUACUUGGAGUCCUUUUUUGUUUAUACAACAGCCACCUAAACCUCAGGAAACAGAAAAAAUGUUUCCAAAAGUACAUACUUUUCAAAGUAGUAAAAAAGAAAAGAAAAGAACACACCAAAAAACCAAACCCAGAUAUAAAGCAAAUAUAGAGCUUUUUAUGUUAGCUUUGGUCUCAGGUUCAGAAACAAGUUUAAUACUGUAAAAUUUAAAUGUAUAUAUGACAUAAAAUAUUUCAUUGCUGAAAUACAACUUCAGACCAGUAAACGAUAUUUACCGAUACUUGUGAUGCAUUUUAUAGGUGUUUAGCAAGAAUGUAAGGCAAAGGAUUAGAUCUGGUUAAAAAACUCAGUUGAAAUUUUAAGGUUGCAAUCCUGUACAUGUUUAAUCUUGAGUAAGUCCCAUGGAAGUCUGUGGAUCUAACUUUUGCAUCCAAGAUUUCCUAAAGCUUUUUUCAGAUGAUAACAAAUAAAAUGACCAGGUAGGUUUAUUAGUGUGUUGGUACUAAUUCGGAUAUAGUGGAAGCCAAUGUACAAGGAGGUGAGUCCUAUCGUCUUAUGAAAGGAAUAUUUCAAUAGGUCUUACAAUGCUUUUCUUAAAAUGGCUGGCCAGCCAGGUUUUGCUAGUGAUAAAAAUGACUUGAUUUCCUAAGCUCAGUAAUUUUGAUUGAAUUCUUUAGGAACUUGCUUCUGCUUAAUCAUGUCACACUGGUAGAGAACUACACACUGUUUUCUAUCUUGAAUUUCUUAAAAUUAUAUUUAAUUCUUAGGGUGAUUUAUAUUCUUUGUUCAUCUCCUUUUUUCUCUUGAUUGUUGCAGGUGAUUCUGUGAUGCUGUGCCCUUUUGACUUAACCAUGCAAUGUGUUGGUGUGUUUUGUUUGGUCUUGUGUUUUUGUGGGACAGGGUUGGAAUGUGUUCUUAUUCGAGUAUGUGUGAAGAUACCAUCCCACUGCCAGGUGACAGACCAGAAAGGCAUUCAUAGCGAUGUUGUGGUACUAGGAAAUAGUAGGUGUUACUUCCUUACAGAGUCCAAAAGCUUGUUUGAACUGUUAGUAGUAAUAUUCUAUAUUAUGCCUCUGAAAAAAGAUCAUCUUGAUUAGGAAACUUAGCUUUCAGCUACGGUUGGAUAAAUUCAUUUGCAUAUGACCAAAAUUGGUAGAAAAAUGUUUCACAAGGCUUUCCUUGGUAUUAAUAGCAGAAUAGAAUGCUUUUACACUUUAGGGUUGUAUUUUGCAGCUUAAAUCACAAAAAUAGAAAUCACAUUCAUACAAAGAUAUGACUGUUUCAAAGGCUGGAUUGGCAUUCUUCACUGUCUGUAAUAUUAGACAGGAGCCCAGUUGAAACUCCUUCCACUAACACACCAGCCCAACCCUCCCAAAAAGAGAGGUUUGUUAAAGAUAGUGCUGAAAUUAGAACCCAGGUCUUUCCAAUCCAAUUCUACUUGGCUGUUGACAAGAUCACACUGCCUUUCAACUCUGCUGUAGAAUGUUGGCUUGAGAAACAAAACCUAGAGUUUCUGCUCUUCAUAGUUGCAGAUGUCAUGUUCAAAAUAUGAAGAAUCCUGUGAGCCAUAUCCAACAUUUCUCAAAAACAGUUGCAUGCUUCUAGACAGGUGCCGCUCAUGCAAGUUUUCCAUAGCAUCCACAUGACAUCAUUGGCAUCAAAAUGCCACCCUGUAUUCUGCACCUCCCCUUUAAAAUGAAUUUUCUGCACAAAAUCCUCUAAAUUAAAAAACAAACAGUUGCUAACAACCCAUGUGCAGUAUUAAGCCUCUGUCUGGAAGCAGCUUCAUUCUAGAUAUUCCUGAUGCAUAAGUCCAUCAAAAUUCUUCUUUCUCCCCUCAAAUACUCCGCCAAGUUUUUAAAGCUAGGUUUGAAGUGUAGGUACAAAAGCUGUGCAGUAGCAAUCACCAAAGAGUAGUUUGUGGAAAACUCUGGAAUGGCAUCGUUAACAAGACAUGUAUUGCCUGACUUUAUUCUGGGCUGAGUUUUCCCAACCUUUUUUUUCACUAAAACAGCCAGGGGAAGUUUCUUUUCAAUGCUUCCACUGUUGCUUUUCCACAUGGAAAUCCUAGGGAAGAAGGCUUCUCUCCUUCAUAGUACUGUACUCAAAUUGCUCCUCCCUCAAAAUAUAUGACAUUGGUGUUUCAGGGUAAUGCCCACUUGUGCAUGCAAUACCAAGAUUGUAGUCGUCACCUGAGGUCAGCACAAAAUAGAAGCAAUCAUUGUGUAAUAUGAACAGCUACAUGCACAUUCAGAUCAUGUGAUUUUACUACCUUAGUGUCUAUUGGCUUUUGUCAUGCAUGCUAAAUCUGCAUUUAGUUUGUAGAGGAAUACAGAAGCUUGUAUCCAUGUUUCUGUGAGAGUAGUGGAUGGGUUUAACUGUAUUCUGUGUUUGUUUGGUUUUUUUACAUUUAGAUCCUAUAUAUCUUCCAAGGAGCUCAAGGCAGCAUAUAUGAUUCUUUGCACUUCAUUUUGUCUUCACAACAACCCUGUGAAGCAGUUUUGGUAUAGAGUGCGAGAUAAUGACUGGACCAAGCUCACCCAGGAAAACAUGUGUAUCUGCUUGCGGUACAUAUUUGCAUUGUUCACAUACCCAAACCUGCCAAUGAUGCUUCUAAAAGACUUGAAAACUAUUUUUCUUUCCCCUAAAUACAUUGUUGUUGUUGUUUUGGGGUGAACCCAACCAAUGCCCUGUUUUUCCAGCUUUAAAUAAAUAAAUUAAAAAAGCUAUAGGGCCCAGCCUUCACUAACCUAGUGGCCUCCAGAAGAUUUGAAUUACUCAUAGGCUGUAAUGUAGAGAAAACCCUAAAACAGGAGGGUAUCUCAUCAUAUAAGGAUUGUGAAUAGAUGAACUUGCUGAGUAUUAUUGUCCUUACUUUUUUGUUUUCAUUUCCCUUUAUGGAACAAAGAGGAAGAGAGAACCUAUAAUCCCUUCUUUCCUCCUGCUAUUUCAUUGCCCUGGAUUCUUUAAAAUUGUACAUUUUUAGUUUGUGGCUUGGCUUUCCUUCCUCUGAAUCUGCUGGAUUCUUUUCUUCUACCUGUUGCUGUUAUUUGUGGCACAAUAUGGUAGGUACUGUAUGCUUUGGUUGUGGGAGGUCUCAUGUAGCCAGAGUUUGAACCAGGCAUCGGUUUACAAUGCCAGUUCCAGUUCACCCUGAGAACACUGAAGUGACGACUGGAGGAACAGGAAUACAGUGGAUGCUCAGGUUGCGAACGUGAUCCGUGUGGGAUGCAUGUUCGCAACCCGCAGCGUUUGCAACCUGCAGUGGCGUGUCUGUGCAUGCGUGGGUUGUGAUUCUGCGCUUCUGCGCAUGCGCAACUGCUAAAACCUGGAAGUAACCCGUUCUGGUACUUCCAGGUUUUGGCAGUCCGCAGCCCAAAAAAACGCAACCUGAAGCAUCUGUAACCCAAGGUAUGACUGUACUUCUCUGAAUGUGCAGGAUUUUCUUGCUGAAUUGAUUUUGGGGGUUGAAUAAUGGCAGCUUAUGUCCGUUACCACAAAAGUGAAAGACAGAUGGGCCUGUUCAGACGUUGUUCCCACUCUCCGGAUGGUCAUCUGUUAGAUGCUAAGAGUGGGCCUUUAGGCUUGCAUUCUUCCACCUUGACUGAUCAGGAAUAAGUGAGUAGGUUAUUACUAAUAAUCUGGCAAAUUGUCAUAAUAGAUUCCUAUACAAAAAAAUAUCCCAGCACUCUCUUUUACUUUAAUUUGAAAUAAAUUACAUAACAAUUGAGGUGCUAGUCCUACAUAUUUUUAUAUAGACAUGAAUGAAAUGUGACUAUGCGUCCCUAAGCCUUUUUAGGAUUAGGGAUUUAUGAUAUUAAAAAUCUCUGUAUUUAAUGUUGUGGCAGAUUAUGGCUACAUUGUGUCUAGAUUCAAUUUAACCAAAUAACUCCUUGAAUGAAAUCAGAUCUAUACCUUGCAGCUUCUAACAUAAAGACCAGUCGAUCUUUUUUAUCCAUUAUUUCAAAAAUGUUCACUUGGAAGUAAAUCCUACGGAUUAUUUGAAAGUAAGCUCAGUUUUGAUACACUUGAUAUCUCGGUCUAAGACAGCAGUUAUUUUAACCAGUGUGUACUCCAUAUUUUAAUGCAUCACUGGAAAAUAUUAUCUCUACAUCUGGCUGUGCAAGCCGUACACAUAAAUGGAAUGUGCAUUUUCUUCUAAGGCACUAAAUCCAGGAGUAAGAGGAGCUGUGAUUUUUGUCACUGCUUCUCAGGCCAGCAUGGCACUUUGCAGGGUUAUCCCAAUGGAAUAUAUUGACUGCUCUUUAUGAAAUUCUUCUAAAUGUCCCUCUCAUGAUAGAAGGCACUUUGAUCCAACAGAGGCUUCUCAGUGGAACCAGGGAGGGAUGUAAUUUUCACCUUUCCCCCCUGCAGCCCCCAAUCUGCUUUCAAGGGUUGGUGGGCCUUUUGCAACAGAAUGGGAAGUCAUGGAAUGGUUAGAAUGGGAAGUCAUGGAACAGAUCAAAAUCCCCUCUCUGUUCCUUUAGAAGACUAUACUGGAUCAAGGGGCACUUGUCAGUAGAGGACAACCAUGGAGUACAAGCCUAUAAGUUUAGUAAAUAACCCAGUUCCAGCACAACUAAGCAGAAAGCUGUUCAUUGUUGAUCUAUUUAUUAUUUAUUUAUUGAAUUUAUAUACCUCCCUAUACCUGGAGGUCUCAGGGUGGUUCACAGAAUAAAAUCAAAAUAUAAAACCACAGAAUACACUAUCAAAAUAAAAACGACAACCCAGGAACCCUCCCCCACCCCCCAAAAAACCCACUCACAUUUUAAAAGGGCAUAGGUUGUUAAUCAAAUCAACCAAAGGCCUGGUUAAAAAGGAACGUUUUUGCCUGGCGCCUAAAGGCAUAUAAUGAAGGUGCCAGGCGAACUUCCCUGUGGGGAGAGCAUUCCAUAGAUGGGGAGCCACUGCAGAGAAGCCCGCCAGAUCUCUCGAGGAGGAGGCACACAAAGAAAAUGACCUCAGAAGAUGAUCUAGCAGGAACAGAAGUUUUCUUAUCCAGAGAAGGCAAGGGUUGCUUAGUCCUGAUCGUUGAGUGAGGCAGAAGACCAUAAUACUUGGUUCUAUAAGACAACAGAGGGUAAGUAACGGAACUGUACCUGUGGUGGUGCUUCGUAAGUCGCUUUUGAAACAAUAUGGUAGACUUCAUUGGGAAACCAACUGAGGCUCUGGGCUUCCUAGCAAUAGAGGCUGAACUUGAUUGCAGGAGAUCAGGUUCCAUGAAUGGCAGGGCAUUAUAGAACUUAAUAUGAAACGUGAGUUCUGGGUGAGGUGAUUAUAGGCUUCCCAGAGGCAUUUGUGAGAACAGCAUGCUGGACUAGAUAGGCCUUCAGUCUGAUCCUGCAGGGCUCAUGUUCUUAUGAGGCGGUUGUCAUAACUUCUCAAGAAAGGGCAUGGUAUUACUGUGUGAUAGCUAUUUAUAGAAAGCUUUUUUUGUUAAAUGUAGAUAAGAAACUAUUGGUGAGGGAGGGACAUUUAAUUUCAGUUACAGUAUUUCAUUUGUUAUCCUGCCCUUUUUCUACAGAACUCAAAAGUUAUCUCAUUGUAUCCUCAGUGAGGUGAGAGUUGCUGACAUGCACUCAGUCAGGAAUUUGAGCCUGUGUAUGCCUUGUCUAAGGCUAAUACUUUAUCCACUACAUCACACUGUCUAUAGAAUUUACAACUUUAAGUGCACGAUUUCAAAUAGCUUAAAAGUUACGUAAAUGCUUACUGGUUAACAUGAUUCACAAAAAUAAUAGCAUGAUAUCAUGAGCCACAGAAGUAGCUACAGUCAAAUGUUUCUGUGAUCCUUCAGAGGUGAUUCCUAAAGUUAUUUUUAAAUAAUGAUGUAGUUAACCACAUUUCUUAGUAACAGCCAGCUAGGGUUGUCUUCUGCAGUGGCCAUUCUAAGUAUUUGCUUUUCUGUAAGCUACAUAGCUAGCUAGCUAAUCCACUUGACUCUUUACAAAAAUAGACUGCCUCUACGUAUUUUUUAAAAAAGUAUUUGAAAAAAUAAAAUCAUGUUACCCUAUUUGGACAAAUAUUCAAAUGUACCUUUAUUCUAAAUCCAUUUUGAAAGCUUCUUGACUGUAAAAAUAACCAUGUUAGAAUGAAAAGCUUGCUGAAGAACAAAAUGUGUUAGUAUAUUCCUCAACUGGUUACUUUGGUUUUGAGCCUUCUUCAUGAAUCCAUACGUAAAACAUUUUAGUUGGUUGUAAAUGCAUGUCAAUGCAGAUUGAUACAGUGGUACCUCUGGUUACGUACUUAAUUCGUUCCAGAGGUCCGUUCUUAACCUGAAACUGUUCUUAACCUGAAGCACCACUUUAGCUAAUGGUGCCUCCUGCUGCUGCCGCGCCGCCGGAGCACGAUUUCUGUUCUCACCCUGAAGCAAAGUUCUUAACCCGAGGUACUAUUUCUGGGUUAGGGGAGUCUGUAACCUGAAGCAUAUGUAACCCGAGGUACCACUGUACUAGAGAUGGGCCUUUGCUCUUACAUGAUAGUGAGGCCAUGUGCACCAAUGAACUUCUUUUGUAGAUAUGGAAAUAGUUUUCCAAUCAAUUGUCAGUUUUGCCUGCCUGACUAACCUGCUUAAUGCUUACACAUUGUGUUGUGCCAGCUGUGUUUUGCAGAAAAGAAAAAAAGCGCAUUCUAAAAUACCACAAUUAAUCUAUGAAAUUCUUUCAGUUUGUACCAUAGCUAUGGGGAUUUAACGUCUAAUUCUCCAUUACUACAUCAAUUAUUUGCUGCUAUAUUUUUUGAAAGUUCUUAACUUAGAGAAGCUUUGUAAUUGCUUAUAACAUGUUACUGCUAAUAUAGUACUGAGGAGAGAAAAAUGUUCGGUUAGGAGGCUAUCCAAGUUAAAUAAGAAAACUAUGCACAGGUAUGUGACGAAAAGGAGGCUGUACCAUAAUCAGGUGGGGCUGGGUCACUGUCUGGCAGUUGUAAUGGGCUGGAUGAGGACCGAUAAACUCAAGUUGGAUCUCAACAAGAUGGUGGUGCUGUGAGUGGUUUAAAUAGAUGAUCUGUCCUAUUCGACAGUGGAAUGGACUCCCUUGGCAGGUGGUGGACUCUCCUUCCUUGGAGGUUUUUAAGCAGAGGUGGGAUGGUCAUCUGUCAUGUAUGCUUUAGUUAAGAUUCCUGUAUUGCAGGGUGUUGGACUAGAUGACCCUUGAGGUCUCUUCUAACUUUUACACUUCUAUGAUUCUAGAUAAUCUUUUAACUAUACUAUUGUAAUAUACUCUUUGAAGGGUGUCCUUGGAAGAUGACCCAGAAGUUGCAGCUCUGGGUUGCAAGAUUGAACAGCCAAUUGGAAUAAACAUAACAUUUAUUCUGAAAGAACUAUGGUGGUUACCUGUUUGCUUCUGAGCCACAUUCAAGGUGCUGGUGAUUAUAUAAAGCUCUUUGCUGUUUGUGACCUAAAUUUUUGAAAAAGUGCCUCUGGAACGAGACAAACCAUAACACUAAACCAAACCAUGGCUUGCCUCGGGGCAGCAUGGCAGCAGGAAGAGUGGGAGAGGAGCAGAGCAGCCCCACUUUUUUGCUGUAAGUAUCUGCAUGCUUCCGCACACUUGGCCAAUUUGUUUUACUACUGCCUGCAAACCAGGUCACUGAAAUUACUCCAUUUUUAUGAUGUGCUCUAGGUGAGCUGUUGAGUGAUGGGUGGGGAAUAACCAUUCAGUCAAAAGGAGAUGAACUAUAUGUAGAAUAACUUCUCUAGACUGAUCACUGCAGAAAUGGAUGCUGGGCACUUGCUGUUCACUGGAACUAGGGAAAGAGAGGUAUGAAUUGGGAAGGAGCUCCUCUUGAGCUCCUUUCGGAUGGAGUUAACUAAGAGGGAAAUAUCCCGUUGCAUAGUCAGACACAGCUCAGUGUUUACAAGUUUAGUUUACUACAGUACUGUGGAAGAAAGAGUUUUUGGGCAAAGGUGUGGGAGAUGAUUCCUGUAUCAAUAGGUCUUUUGUCAUUUUUACUCUUGUAAUUGUGGACCCCUAGAAACCCUGCCUACCUAGAAAGAGGCUGAAGGAAGUGGAGUUAUGGGUUAAAAACAGUUCUCAAUGUGUCUAGUAUGUUGGCUGACCAAUGGCAAUUUGUGGGAUAAUAGAAUUGUAGAAUAAUGGGGUUGGAAGGGACCAUGAGAGUGAUCUAGUCCAACCCCCAGCAAUGCAGACAUCUACUGUGAACCUUUAGGGUGGAAAGAAUUAAAAUGUUAAAAUUUAUGUUUAUAAAUACAUUAGGCCAGUUGAGUUAAAUGGGUGGGUUUAUACUAUUCAUUUUUAUAUGUUCAUUUGCUUGAGUGAUGGUGGGACUAUGCAUAUGGGUAUAAAUGCAAAUGAAUUGGUUGCAGUUAUUUCUGGUACUUCAUCUGUGCAUACAGGCACCAGCCCAAAGCAGCUGAUUUUUCUCCCCUAGAAAUAUCUCUUAACUCCGGACAAGCUCUGUUGCAACAUUUUGUGGUUGUUCCUUCCCCAUCAGGAAAUGGUGGCAUAAAAAGAGAUUGUGUUGCCACCUUUCCUGAAUGACAUGUAGGCGUUGGCCUGUAGUAGGACAAGUUUUAUUUCAAGGAUGAAUAUUCUAGGCAGCUGAGAAAGAUCCACUAGGAUUUUUCAUUCCAUAGACCAAAUGAUAUUUAAAAUUCAGAAAAUUGUAAACAACAAUUUCCAUGUUGGUUUUCCUAAUUUGAGGUUCAUAUUCAUGUACAUCAUGGUGCCUUAUAAUGAGUGUGUCACAACCCUGCUCACUUAAGGUGGUGAAUCAUCUCCUUUUAAAGUUUCUUAGGAAUUUUUGCUAAGAUCUUCUGGGAUUCACCAUUCAUGGCUGCUGCUGAUGUAUCCUGGGUGCAGAUAUGACCUGCAGUCUCUCUGGAUACAGGGUUUCUAUUUUAGUAAGAACUGUCAGAAACUGUAAAAGGAGGGCUAGCAGCUGUAUGGCACACCCAGAUUGCUAGUAAUAUUACUUGAACAUUUAGGACCAUAGGGUUAUCACUGAGUGUGCAAAACUACCAUUAUAUUUUGAUUUUAUUUAAAAACAUUUAUAACCUGCCCUUCAUCAGUAAUGAUACCAGAUAGGAUAUAGAAUAUAAAGUGCAGCAGAACCAAUGAAAACAACAAAACCAUGGUCAUAACAGAAAAGCAGCUAGAUAUAGCAGAACAGGCAAAAAGGAUUGUGGAUCAUUUAUAUAUGGGGUUGGGGAGGUAUUCUUAUUACUGUAUACUAUAUUAAGAGAUAAAGGCAUGAAAAUGACAAUCUUGGAAAGAAACCAAAAGAGAAAAUAAUUUUUAUUCUAUUCUGGCUUUUCAUUUAUGGUAGUUUGUUGAGCUGGUGCUGAAGACUUUGACAAUUAUUAAGCUAAUGACUGGCAUCAACAUGCUCAGGACUGAAUCAGAAUCAUGAGGGAUCACAUUGUUCAUUGAUUGGUAAUUUCUGAGUUCCCCUGCUGCACCUGUAAGCCCUGCUCCUGCCCUCCCACAAAGAUGCUUUUGGAGGUGAAAUGUUGCUUUGGGCAUCUUAGCAUGGUGACUUUCGGUCACUUGCAGAUUAGGAACCAGCCAGUGGUGAUAUGAGAUCUGAAGGUAAUCCUACUGGAUGAAUAGGCAAAUGAGAAUGAGGAGAUUAACUGUCUUGUCAGGGUAGAAAAGUUCCUUAAUGCUUACCACUAAGCUAUGCACUUAACUAUCUGCAAGCAAGUAUUUUGUGACUGAAGAGAUGGUGGAAUCCCUAGAAGCAAACAUUCUGCUCUUAGCUUAGGGAAGUCUUGGCUCAUUUUUUGAAAGCCCUGUCUUCUAAGCAUAACCCAAAAGGGUUUCUCCAUCACUGUGCCACUCUGCAAUGUGGCAAGGCUCUAUGGGGGAUGUAGGAUAAUGCAGGAUAUAGGCUGUGCUCUGGGAAACACAGUUUCUUCUAUAUUAAUAGCAGGUGCAAGAUGUUGCUUGAUAUAAAGGGUCCCAGACUUCUCUACUCUCUUAAUGUGAGGGAGCGGUGUGGGGGGAGGCUCAGGUGUUUUGGGUCUUGUACAGUGGAGUUGGAGGAUGGCAGUACCGCAUGUGUGUGUAGUUUUUUUGGUACAAAAAUAUUAACUUUCUCUGUUGGUGAAAGAAUCAGAAUUUGUCCCUUCAAGGAGCCUAUAGAUGUUAAAAAAGUAGUAUAUAAUUGCAUGUUUAAUUCUUUCCCCUCGUUUGUAAUUCAAACAGGUUUGAGUUUCAGUCAUUUUACAAAAUUAGAUGUGGGUUUUGUUUAAAUGUAAAUAGUUGUAAUAUUGACCUUGCUGAUCAGCGGUGUAACGAAAAGCUCAAAGCUGCACAACAGAAAUUCUUCCACCCUAAAAUAAUGCUUUUUUUCAGAGGCCUUAUAAAACUUGUCCAGAGUCAUGUGGUGAUAAUAAGCAUUGGAAGCAAGUCUGAUUUUCUGUAUAACUGGCAAGGUUAUUAAAAUACAGUUUAAGUGAAAUUUAUUGCAGUUGGAUCAAAAUGCUUUUUCAAAAUGUGGGGAGCAGACCACUCUUGGGAGACACAGCAUACCCAGAAGAGGCGUGUGUGCAAAGAUCUUUACUAGACUAGUUGCUCCUUUUUUUUACUUCUGACCUUGAUUUUUAUUUUUCUACUUAAACUUUUGACUCUCUGACUGCUUUAGGCCUUAGCCCAGUUCAGCAACUUGUAGCCCAUUUUGACUGAAUUAUCGACUUGUUUGCUGCCAUCCCCUUUGUCAUUGCUAAUUGCCUGCCAGCCUUAGAGCAUCCAUGUAUUUUGAUUCCGUGGACUGUAUAGCUUUUCUCCUGCAUCUUAAUUUGUGUUAGACUAUUCCCUGCAUUUGGACGCUUGUGUACACAGUGUUCCUUGUAGGGUUUUCCAGACCAUAAAACCUAGCCUGUAUCUUGCAAAGAUGGUAAGCCUCUUUUGUAGCUCAUUCUGUGUGACUAUUGUUAUGGCAGUGCUUAUUCGGAUGUAAAGGAUGGAGAGGGGCAACUAACCCAUCUAUCAGGGUAAGCAAUAGUAUGGGUUGACCACCUCACUCUGCAAGGAAUAUCAAGGGGAUUUGUCUUGCUCACCUGGCAUACUGUCCCAAAAGAAAAACAAUCAUAAAAUUGUAGAACCCGUAGAGUUGGAAGGGAUCACAAGGAUCAUCUAGUCCAACCCCCUGCAAUGCAAGAAUCUUUCGUCCAACAUGGGGCUUGAACUCAUCACCCUGAGAUUAAGAGCCUCAUGCUCUACCAACUGAAGUUCCCCUCUUCUUUUCAAGAGGUGUUCACUGGUAAUCAAACUAUCAUAUCGAUCCAUCCACUAUCAUAUCCACCAGCCAUAUGAUUAAAUACAUGGAUUCCAACUGGCAAAGACUGGGGUGAUUGGUACCAAUUGCUAGGAACACUUCACAAUUUCAAAAAUAAAUAAAGACUCCAGGACUGCAUUGCCAAAUAUAGUUCUAAAUGGAAAUUUUAUUUGUAUAUAUCUGCGGACUAAAUUUUAUGUAAAUGUAUGACACACCAACAUGUCAGUUUACAGUUUGGUGAAAAUUGAAUCCGGCAGCACCCACUGUUAUCAGCCCCCAGCCAUUUUAGCUGUCUGCUGUUUGGCAGCUCUGGGGUAAGAGAUGGUCUCUUUACAUAGAUUGAUUUCAUCCAGCUGUAAGCAGAAGGCUGUGGCACUAUAUUUUAGAACAGGAAUACAGCCUUCCAUUGGUGUAUUAGCAUGGGUUGUUGUUGCUGUUACGGAAAAUAUGCAUUUCACGUGACUCGGGUUUGGGAGAGAAAGAAUAGGUAACAUAUAUUCAUAUAUUUAUUAGGGAAUUUUGUUAAUGUAGGCAGGAUAUUUUAGGGAUAACACUUUGUUAAGCUAGUGUGCAGUAGUAUGUUGCCAGUGGGCACAGCUGAAAAGCAACUGUUUUAUGCUGCUGGCUUUUUGCAGUUUGCUGUUCUAGAGAUUUGGAAUCUUUCUUACUAGAAAUACAUCUGGGUUUUUCUUAAUGCUGGUGCUCUGCCUAGCUUAUAGCUAUUCCCAGAUAUGUAUGCAUAGAAAUAUAUACUGAUGCUCAGUGGUGCUCAAAAUAUCUGUUGACUGUAAUGGAAAAUGGCUAUGCAGACAUGUAAAAAUUUGUCUCUAUCCUCUUUGCACUUUAAGCUUUCGACAAACAUCACAUGUGCCAGAAAUGAGUUCCCAGAAGGGGAGGCAGCAUGCUCUGUUUUCUCUCCCAAAUCCCAGUGGGAAAACAAAAGGGGUUGCUGCUUUUCACCUGCUCUAUAACAUGAAGGGAAGACUCGCUGUGUCACUUUUUUCUGUUUUCCAUUUCAAAACUAGCAUUAGGUAUUCUCUUAAUAAGCACAGUAGAAGAUAAUGAAAAAUUGAGAGUAGGGGGCAGAAACUUAGGGUAGAGAACUACAUCUUAACUGUAAGCUAAUGCAAUUGCAGGGGGGGGGCAAGAGUUAAAGGUUAGAGGGUGGGUGCAGAGUCAUUUUUUAAAAAGACAAGCUUGGAAGAGGAACAAAGAGGGAUUGCAAACUAGGUACUGUACCUAGUUGGCAACUAAUUUUUAACAAGGAUCAAUAAGAGCAAGUUUGGCUACUUUUGUUGAUUCAGUCCCAUGAGAGUUGACACAGGCGAAUUGCUCUCUGAAUCUCAAUAUAGCCAUGUGAACAGCCAUAGGCCUUUGAAAGAGUUCCCUUGUGAAAAUUUUGAACUUUUUUAUGGGCAGGAGAGGGUGAAGGCAAAUUUCCUAGGUCAGUACUGAAAAAUAGCCAAGUUACAUAAUAUUUGGAAGCCAUGAGAUGGGAAGCAUUGUUGAGCUCCAUAUCAGACAUCUCUGAGGAACGAAAUAGUCCCUCAAAGGUGCUAGUUGCCAGUUCCUAGUAUAUGUGUUCCAGCCAUUAGGGGACAGAUAAAUAAUUGGAUUAAAAUUAGAUUAGCGUGGUGGAGAGACUCUGGGUCAGCUUUGUGGUGACCUGGCAACCAAUCAGAAGGGCCAGGUGAGUCAGAAAAUUAGAACUUUUCAGUUACGGUAAAUUGUCAGAUGGGAAUCUGUCAGAUGAGAAGUUAUGGCUUGGGAAAAAACCUAGAUAGGGACCUGGGAAGUGGGUGACAUGUCCUGAUAGGGAUUGGGGUAAGCUAAGUAUGGCAACCCAGGCUAAUUCCCUGAGGGUGAAGUAAAUAUUUUUGAAGAGGCUGAGGGAGAGUUGUUGUUUUAGUAAUGUUAAUAGCCAUUCUAGGUGGAAAUAAAGGCGGUAACCAUUUUGUGUGUGUUUGAUUGGUGUGUGACUGCUGACACGCAUGCCGUUUUCAGCCCUGAAAGGGGGCAGAUUGGGGUGGGCUGGCACAUGCUUCACUGAUGCAUGUGAUGACCUGGAACACAAUCCCCGUGCAAACGGGGAGUCGUCUGUAGUCUACCCUGAGACAAGGUCUGAGAGUUUAAGUAAGUUCUUGCCUAUCUGUGAUAUGAGCAUGUGCCUGUAACUAAGUAUUGUUAUCAUGAGUAACCAUCAGGCUUGAACCCUCAUUGAGCGUAAUGAAAUAAAAAGUCUAGAAGAAUGUUCUAGAAGUGCCUCCUCUUUAAACUGAACCUCUGUGUUUGAGGCGGAAAAGUUUAUACAGCACAACCUUCACAUGCCGUAUUUACUCGAAUCUAAUGCUCACCUGUUUUGGCCGAAUUGCGUUGCGAAAAUUAAGGUGCACAUUAGAUUUGAUGGUGCAUUAGACUUGAGUAAAUACGGUAAUACAAUACCUUGCUACCAUAAACAGUUAACUCCGCACCUCUCUUGCGUUAUUAGCAGGGAGAGUUGAAUCUUUUAAACCACCAAUAAACAUGUUGAUCGUGCUACCCAGCUCCUGUCAUUAGAGGGAGAGUCUGUUACAGUUAGAUUUAAUAUUUUUACCCUGCUUUCCUAUUAAACUGGCAUACAGUACAAAAGUGGCUCACGGUAAGUGGCUUACAGUACAAAAAAACAAAAAAGCCUACAACGAAAAGAAUAUUGUUUGAAGGCAUAUACAAAGCAGUUUUAAUGCUGAAGCUGUGUAGCCUGAAUAGGAGAACACCUGGGAACCAUAUAUAAGUUGCGCUGAGAUCUUUGUAGGAAGAGUAAAUUUUAGUUUAAGGAAACUAACGUUAAGAGCACAGAAGAAGCAUUUGGAGAAAAAUAUGGUACACAUAUAGCAAUCCCACUAAUAGCAAGUCCUGGUGAUAAAUAUUGAUAGGAAUGGGGCUACUGAGAAGCAAACGUUGCUACUGGCAUGCUUGGGGAAACCCCAGAGUUUCCAGAAGUUUAUGUAAAAGUAACAAAACUGUAAACAUAACAACCCAAAAAAACAGCCAAAUGAAGGCUAAGUAUACUCGGUAGCUACAAAAUAGUGAGUUCAAAUUGGAAAAUAAAACUUUAAAACAGAAAUGGGAGUCUGGAAUGUAGUGGCCUGCUUGAGCGCCUUACAGCUUAUAUAAUAUAAUAGAGGAGGCCAUAGAUGACUGGAAUUUUGAGCCAGGGACACUCAUUUUUAGUAGGCAAGGAUAAAUUUGCAACAUGGUAUGGCCCCAGGACACAGUCUGAGGUCAGCACUUGGCUGAAACUGAGGAGCUCUGGGUCUGGUCAGUGCCUGGAUGGGUAGCCUCCUGGGAACCAUGGUGGAAGAAAUGCAGGAUAUAAAAGUAAGUAAACAGGUCCUACUUACAAAGGUAGAACGGUGACUGCCCAUGGAAAGGAUUGCACAUAAGGGACAAGAGGAUUGUACUAGAUUUGAAAGUGGAAUAGAGGCUAAUUGGAAGAUGAGGAGAGUGAGGAGAUAUUUAAUGAUCAUAAAUCAGUUGGGUGUUAAGUAUAACUUUUUCUCAAUAUUGGCUUCUGCAUUGAACAGCCUGCUGAAACAUGCCCUGUGGAAUUUGCAGAUUUCACCCCUGGUGAGAUGCAUGAGCUCCAGGAGUCGUCAGGUCAAAAGUAUUGAUGCAUAAAAGGAGUAAAAGUGUACCUGUAGCUAACUUGUGCUUUUGUUUUCUACGCUUCUGUGUAACUUUUGAACCAGGUGCCAGCUAUUACGACCGUUUUGUCUUACCUGGUGAGACAUUUUGCUCCCCACAGUGAAUGGGAAUGGACGAAGAUGAAACUCUUGAUGGUACAUAAGCUUUUGUGCAGAAUUCCAUACACAUUUAAAAGGUGGGAACACAGGAAACUUAAACAGAGUCAGGCCUAUUGGUCCAUCUAGCUCAGCACUGUCUAAACCAGGGGUAGUCAACCUUUUUCUACCUACCGCCCACUUGAUGGUAAAAUUUCCUUACCGCCCACCAGUGCUCAAUGGAAGGAGGAUUCAGCUUGUGCCAUAGAACCCCCUACUGCCCACCUAGAAUCCUGAAACACCCACUAGUGGGCGGUAGGGACCAGGUUGACAACCCCUGGUCUAAACUGACUAGCAGUGGACCUCCAGGAUUUCAUAUGGGAGUGUCUCCCAGGCCUACCAGGAGAUGCUGGAUAUUGAACUCUGGGACCUUCUGCAUUCAAAGCAUGUUCUCUGUCAUUCAACUACAUUCUCUCCUUGCAUUCUUAAGCUACACUGCUUGGUUUUUAUUUUUAAUCUUGUUUUUAAUCUAGUUUUCAGGAAACGCUACUGAAUAUUUUUGUGCAGACUUAGAGCUUAUAUAAAUUACAGAGUAGCGUGCACACACACACAUCUCACAUGUGUGCUGGAUCUAUUGCAUGUUGUGCUAGAGCACCAAGGACCUACUCUGUGAGAGAAGCCUUGGUGGUGCAUAUGAGAUGCAUUUUGGGGUCAGUGUGUGGGUUAAGAAUUUUUUGAAUGUAAUGUUUGGCUCCAUCAAAUCUUGAAUGUGUAAAACUGAAUGCAUGCCAGCAUCUUGUUUAAGUUGGACCUAUGAUCUGCGCUACAGAAAACAGCUCAAGUGCUGGGCUGCUUACGUAGUCACCCAUAUUACUGAACUGUUUGCAUUUCCAAUCAGCUUUCAAAAUAGUAUUUUUAAGGUUAAACUUGUUGGCUUUUCUCAACUGGUGUGAGUUUGGUAACUACUAUCCCCAUCUUAAGGGUUGAAUCCAAGCAGCUUGCAAACCUAUGGAUGGCAUCACCUUCUGUACUGAAUCCAUUCACAUUACUCUGUAAAUAUAUUGGGUUGAUCCGUGCUCUACUGUCUUCUUCAGCCAGCCAUUCCAUUCCCUACUUGGGAGACUUGGAUGAGAUAAAACAGUCUGUCCCCCCAUUGUAUCUAACUUCUAACCCACUUAAUAUUAAUAUUCCUAUAUAAAAGCAGACUUUAAACAGAGUGCACUAGCUUCCCUCUGUGGUACUUGCUUUCUGUCAUUUCACAUAAUUUAUUUUCUACUUGACAUACUUCAGCCAUCUCUUUGCAAAUGAAUGUUUUUGGCUUUUUUUCACCAGAGGCGAAACUUGGCUUUAUUUCACCCAGGUCAAAGACCCAGUUUGGCACCCCCCCCACACACACACAUACACUUGCGCACCCCCACAGGCGGGGAACCUCAAUGGCUCCCCUCUGGAGGCUUCAUCGGGGGCAAAAAACCUGGCUAGCCCCCCCCCCCCGUAUCUACAGCUCUGCUUUCACCCUUCACCUAAAUGAUUGCUGAGUACAGAAUCUGUGGCUUCUGAAAAGUUCAGAUUAAUAAACAAAACAAAAGGGGGUGAUUUUGUGGGCCACUGCUGUGAUUCUCCCAAAUGCUUGACUGUGUCAGGAGAAAACCAUGAACCUUGGCUUGCCAUAUAACCUGAAAGGCCACAACUUUUGCACCCACACCUUAACCAUAAAUCCACAUAAUCCAGACCACAGUUACGACACAAGCAAACAGGGUCAGGCAAGGUGCACUGCACCAUAAAACAGAUAGCUCUGUAGGACUUGCAACACAAUCGUUUGUUUACUCAGCCCACUGUGUUCUCUGGGUAAGGAUGACUUAGUAUUGUAGCAUUUAGCAUCUAAGCUUAAGUCUAGGGGUCACUCAUCACUCUGACUAAAUGGGAGUGGGUGGGUGGGGGAUUUUGCUUCAGUGCCAAAUGCAGUUUUGUGUAGAAUUUACUGGUCUUGCAUGUAGUUCCUACAGAAUAGCAGGAGAGCCGCCAGAAGGUUUAGAACUGUCAAUCUGGGAAAGCAGCCAUGGGCAAUUGUUACUGAUGGAGAGAAAAAACACAUUCUUGAGCUGGACAGCUGAUCUCACAGCUGCCCAAGAGAACCCUUGAAUGGUUUUUACUGAAACACACUGAAGGAUAAAGGCCAAAAAGAAGUGAUUGAAACUACCAACAGGCGGUGGCAUCAUCAAGCUGCAUUGCAAUGAAUUUUAUGUCCUGAAACAUGCCCAGUUUUCCUUCAUGCUACAAUAUUGUGCAAGGCAAAAUGUAAAAUUAUGUUUCAUUCAAGUCAGAAAUCUCAUACAGAGAAGAAGGAACAAAAUGUGAACCUUUGUUGUCACACAAGAUUAGUAGCUGAAAGCAAAUUGGGAAACAAAGAGAGUCAUCUACUCUCCUGUGGGAUUAAAACUGUGGUAGGUUUGUGCUUUUCUCGUAUUUGUAUUCUUCAAGUAGAAUCCCAAAAUGACCAAAAUCCGAGUCAUGGGUGCAAUGGAAAAUGAGGGGAGUGGUGAGGAUUAAACAGUGGUUGAUGGGAAAACUGUAUUUGUGUUCAGUCACACUCGCCAUUACUCCACUAGUUUCCUAGUUGCAGUCGGUGCUUAUCAAUGUCACAAUCAAAGCAAAAGUUAUGCAUGAUAUAAUCCUGAAUCAGGCUGUCAGUCUGGUAUGCAUUACUGGAACCUGACUGAAUGAGGCAGGGUUGCCUGUUUUGAUCCAGAUGUUGCCAGUUGAGUACACAAAAACAAUAACAUCCUUUCAGAUGGUAGGGAAGUACAGCUGUUAUAAUCUAGAAAUAUAACAAACCUUUGGUUAAGUAUCCAAUGGAACUAGCGUACUAUCCACCACUCUUCCUGAGCUGACAGAGGCAUUCUUUGAUUUUGUAUUGAAGUCACCUAGAGGGUCCUCUGUUUCCUUUCUAAGGUUACCUUGACAGAAAGGUAUAGCUCAGGAAUAUAUGAUAUAGGUUUAUCUACUGGGCCCAGUAACAUAUGUGGGAUUUGUUCUUGGCUUGUGCUGGGAAUUGCUAUGGGCAGCUCAUGACCUAGUUAGAACGCAGGCUACCCCUGUAAAAUUGGGAGACCAAUCUGAAUGGUCUGUCCCUGUUACGGUCAAGAAAUCUCAGGGGAUUUAUCCCCUGGCAGCCUUAGCUCUUCUAGAGUCAAUGUCGUAGAUCUUUGGAAUGCAGAAAUGAUUGGACACCAUUGCAGUUUUGGUGCAAUCUCCCGUAGUCUGGAAGUCCAAUGACUCCUUAGUUCAGUGAGCUAUUGUGAGAAAAGCUGGAACAAAGACAGCAGAAGGUGCAAAUUGAGUUGCAGCUGAAGACAACAUAUAGCUUACUUGAAGGUCUGCUUUGUAGUGGUGAUGGUUGCAACAAAUGGCUUUAUGGUGUUGCUGCACUAAAACAUGAUUUCAUUCAGUUAUCUAUGGCUAAUUAAAACCUUGGAAGAGACCCCAUCACCAGCUACACCGCUUCCAUUUUGUGUAACUUAAUUGUGUGUUGUCACACAGCCUUUCCCAGCCUUGGAGCCCCAGAUUUUGCAAGACUACAACUGUUAUCCCUGACAAUUGGCCAUACUGGCUGGAGAAUGAUGGCAAUUGUAGCCCAGCAACAUCUGGGGGCCUGAGGCUGGGAAAGACUCCUGCUUCUUCUCUUCUUUGGCGAUCACUUCCAUGAAACAGUGAGUCCAUAAGUGACAGUGGAGGCUAAUUCUGGAUCCACACAUCCUUCGACAGUGGGUACAUAGGUUUCCAGGUGGGAGUAGAUCACGGUGAGGAUUUGCCAAACGUUUCUUCCUCUUAGCACAUUUCUCCCUUUCGUCCUAAGUUCGAGCAUUGAACUACUCUUGCCACCACUACUUACCCCAGUCAAGUAGUGGCGAAGAGGAGCAAUCCCUGGAGGAAGGAGCUGGAGCUCUCUCCCUCUGGGCCCCAGUCCAAGUCACUGGAGGGUCCAGAGGAAGAGAGCCCAGCUUUUGUGGCAAUAGCUGCAGUAUCUGUAUAAGGGAGUUCAAAGAGCUGCUUUGAAUGUUGUUUGUAAGCAGGUUUUGGAGAAAAAUCAUUUGCAUUUAACCUCCUUUGGGCACCACUGUUAACAAAGCACCCAUGAGCUCAUGUCACAAUAUGCAUAGUUCUCUUAGAAGGAAGCUACCUUAUAGGGAGCCAUGGAGUUCAGUAUUUUCUCUAUGCUGACUGGCGGUGGCUCUCCAGGGUUCAGACGGGAGUUAUUCUAGGACCUGAAUUUAUACAGAUGCUCUUUCACUGAGCAGUGACCCUUCCCAAGUACAUCUGUUGUUUCUUCCCCCAGCAACAAUUCUGCUCUUUGAUCUUCAUCUGAAUAGCAGCCUGGUAUCUUUUUCUAAAAAACACAGUUUAUAAAGGUUAUAAAAUGAAUCAUAACUCUUUCAAAAACUUUUAUUCUUGUUUACACAUCCACGUUAAGUACAUUUUCACUUAGGAAAAUAUUCAGUUGAUUUCAAUGCAAUUUGUUUGGAAGUAGUUGGAAAGCUGCUGGUCUGUAUUUUUGUGUGUGUGUUAGCAUUAAGUGCAAGAGCAUAUUACUGAAAGGAAAGCAGAGGAUUAGUGUUUGUCCCUUGCAGAAAGGAUACUACUUAAAUUAAGACUGGGAUAUAAGCAAAUACAAUUUGGGCAAAAUCCUGAAUCACAUUAGGAGUGUUAUUUACAGAUUUUUUCUUUUAUUAUUUACAGAUUUAUUUAUUUUUGGAAGAAUCCAAAAGUUUGAUACAGCUUUUUUCUGUCUUUGCAUAAUAUACAGUGGUACCUCGGGUUACAGACGCUUCAGGUUACAGACGCUUCAGGUUACAGACUCAGCUAACCCAGAAAUAGUACCUUGGGUUAAGAACUUUGCUUCAGGAUGAGAACAGAAAUUGCACAGCGGCGGCAGCGGGAGGCCCCAUUAGCUAAAGUGGUGCUUCAGGUUAAGAACAGUUUCAGGUUAAGAACAAAUCUCCAGAACGAAUUAAGUUCUUAACCCGAGGUACCACUGUAUAGCUUUACAAACAAUAAUGGCAGCUUGCACUUUCAGAGGAUAAUCUUGCAGCAUUUUAAUCUUUUGCGGUGCAAUGUUUAUCUUCCUAGAAAUUUACGUUGUUCAAUGUUUGUAGAAUCUCUUUAAAAACGCAAGUCUUCAGUGUAUACUCAGCAUAACAUUUUGGUGAAACAUGGAGGAGGUGUUUAACUAAUGCUUGGAAGGUAACACAGAAUGUAAAACAACUGUUGAGGUUCAUAAACACUCUGCCUGAAUGUAAAUAAGCACUAUAUACGUUGUAAAUCUCAUUCCUAUAAAACUAGCUUUUAAACCAUAGCAGAUGUUACAGGAGCACCGUUGUGGUCAAGAAGUGCUAAACGGAUAUUAUGAAUAAAUAAGUAAAAAGCCCAUGACCACAAAGCUUAAGGUUCUUGACAAAAUACCUUUCAAUAGAUAAAAACAUUUCAUAUUUUGUCAGUGUUGAGCAGUACUUACUUGGAAGUGGUGUGGGUCAGGGAGGGAAUCUGUUCACUAGAAGGCCAGGGGGCACUUGCUGGCGAAUGGAUUUCUAGAUGCCUCAUCAGAAAAGCUGAUGUGAUAGGAAUGUACAGCAAGGCGAGAGAAAACAGAUUUGAUAAUACGGUGAAACAGCUUUCCAUUAGAGAACAGUCUAUUGGAAAGCAGUGUCAUUCUUUCUCUUGACAUAUUGUUGAAGCCAGAAUGGGUGCAGUGUGAAAUAAAGACUUAAUGGAUAAGAAUGCUGGUCUUUAUUAAAUCUGUUUAUAUUUGUUGACUAACAACAUUUGUACACUGCCACACAAUGUCAAGUUCUAUGGCCUGCCUAUAAUAAAUAUGGGUUUUUUUUAAAAGUGCAUUGAUUACAUAGCCUUCUAAUGGUGCAUGCUGUUAGUUUUAAUCUGUGCACUGGGCAGUGGUAAGGAACAACGGGGCUGUAACUGCAGCCUCAGCUGGUAGAUGUGUGGGAGCAACAGGAGGGCAUGGAUGGAAGUCAGCAAGGGGGCACCAGUUAGCAGGCACAUCAAAAUCUCUAAGCCUACUUCAUGGAACGGUUUGGCAUUUCUGGCUCUGAAAUCCAAACCAGCCCAAUUCAGGAUGUUUGGGCAGCGGGGUUGGGGGUGGUUGGGUGGGUCUUCCUUAAUGCCACAUUUCUACUUUCCAGCAUCAUGAUAAGGUAUGCUGUCUAUGUGCCAGUUUUUCCUAUUUUGUAGAGCAGUGUGAGCCUCCCAAGAGGUUUUGCAGUCCAAACAUAUGGCCCACAAGCUGAAGGUUUUUGAAAAGACAUGAGAGGAGGACCAGGAAGAAACAGCUGAGAGUAGAGUCAACAAGAGGCAGAGGAAGAAGCCAGAACAGCGAGGACAGAGUUGAACCAGGAUGAAGUGGAGCUUCAGCCAUGCUGGGUAUCCAGGGGAGCUGGGAACAGGAACUGACAAAUGAGGAACAGUGCAAGGUUAGAGACAAGUCAUGAGCGAAGAGCAGCUGAGGACAGUUUGAGCACCUCUCUGGGCAGAAUACUGCUUAGGCAAAGACUUGCAGUGGACCUGGAAGGAUUUAUCUGCAGUAGGAUCACUAAUUAACUUAGCAAUUCCAGUUUUCUUGUCUUUCAUUGUGGCUAAGAAGUGGGGUAAAAGAGGUGAGGACUUAAAUAUUAAGGAUGAAGCCCAUUCUCUUAGAAUUCAGAAGCUGACACUUAAUUUGAUUACACCGUUAUAUCUCCACUGGGCCAAAGUUUCAGUUGAAGAAGCUCUUAUCAGCCUUUUUCUUCUGCGUAUGAUCAAAGCUGUCAUUUUAAUUAUCUUGAUAACUUUGCUUUAUUUAUGUAUUUUUUUUCUUACUUGGGUCUUGGCAGCUCCAUGCAAUGCACUUUUAUAAUCAAUAAUAAUAUCAUCGUGUGAUAGUUAGGUUUACUGUUUUAACUUAUUGCAAAUAAAAUGCUUAUUAAAAAGAUAAUUAAAACAGUUUUAAGGGUGGAUAUUGAUCUGCCACUUUAUAGCAAGAAAGCUAAAGAGUUUGGUUAGAUUUAUGCAUCUUAGGUUUAAUGAUAUUCGAUACCUCUUGACUUUUCAUGAGACAGGGUAAUCUCAUCUCAUAAGCAGUCAUUUUUCAUUUUGGAAAUGGUUUUUUCCAGUGAUAGCCAAAUGCUAGGCUAUCUUAAUACUAGAAAAAAACCCUUGUUUAAUGUUUUAAUCUUUUUAAAAAAAGAAAAUUUGCAUGGUUUUUAGAAAUGUAGUUUAUUGCAGUUGGUUGUGCAAAUAAUACGUAAAACGAAAGUACUUGAGUAGUUAAAACCAAGAAAAGAAUGCAAUGCUAUAUUAGAACAGUAUUCAGUUCUUCAUUUGAUAUGAGGAAUAAUUAUGUAAUAGGGUUUAGGUUAUUUCCCAGUGAAGCACAUAUUGAACAAUCCUCCUGACUUUAUUUCGCAAAAUUUGUUUGACUGUUAUAUGAUGUUGAUGUCAAGUGGCUGUUACCCUGCACUUUCCAUUGUAUUUUCCCACCACUUUCCUUACUGCAAAAUAUCAAUUUUUAAAACUCUCUUUGUUGUGUAGGAACAUUAUUUAGCCUUUGAUUAAUAUCAGUGUAUGGCCUUUCUUUCUGGUGGUUUAUGAAGCGGCACUCUUAACACACAAAGAACAUAUGCCAGCGUUUUACUGAAUGUAUGAGAGAUCUGUGCAGAAGUGCCCAGAAAGAGAAGAGAAUUGGGUCUUAUUUCUGAGCAAUGUACAAUUACAGUGGUACCUUGGUUUAAGAACAGCUUAGUUUAUUAACAACUUGGAUUAAGAACGCGGCAAACCCGGAAGUAGGUGUUUUGGUUUGUGAACUUUGCCUUGGAAUAAGAGCAUGUUUUGCUUCCUGUUGAGUGUGUUCCAUUUGUAGAUUGAGUCCCCCGCUGCUAUGGGAAAGCACACCUUGGUUUAAGAAUGCUUUGGUUUAAGAACGGACUUCCAGAACAGAUUAAGUUCGUAAACAAAUGUACCACUGAAUUGUGGCAUGAAUCUAUGCUAGAAAUUGUGGCAGCAGGGACUACUUCUGAACCAAGACAGACACUGAGGUGCUAGGUCUUAGUAAAACUGCAGUAUUUAACUGCCCAUCCUUUUUUUGUGAAGGAUUGAGAGAAUCAGAACAGAUGGGAAAGAGGACAUCUUUCAUCCCAGCUGAGUAACAAUUGUGACAGCAAGGAUCCCUUUUGAACCAGGAUAUUGUUGCUAACUAGUAUUUCAGUUAAGCUCAGAAUUGUUGACAGCGUUUAGUGAUUAUCAUAGAAUCAUAGAAUUGUUGGAAGUGACCUCAAGGGCCAUUUAGUCCAAUCUCCUGCCAUCCAGGAAUCUCCAGCCCAGUGUGGGGCUCAGACCCACAACCCUUGGGAUUAAGAGCCUCAAGCUUUCCAGACUGAGCUAUGGUCAAUCUAUGUACAGUAGUAAGUACACUCUGGGUAUUUUGGAGUCAGGAAGAAUAAUUAUUACAUACAGUUUAUGAGUAUAUUAGUUGUUUUAAAUCUUUUUUUUGAGAGUGUGUUUAUAGUCAGAUUGUGGUUCCCAAAUCAUUCUACUUCAAAAUAAGAUCCAGAUUAAUGUAUGAGAGCAUUUUAUUCAUUAAAUUCACAUCAGAACUAUUUAUUACCGUAUUUACUUUUUAGACCAUGUAGAUUUGGAACAUUGUUUACUCUGGCUUCCACAAAACCUAAUAUUUGAAUAUUAGCCUAUAGGGGCAACGCACAGGUGAACUGGAGAGAAGCACAAAUAGCCCUUCUCUGAAUUGCUUGAGAGUACGGUAUCUUUUUCAGUAGUCCAAAAUUUAGUGGCUGUGAUACAGGGCUCCUCGAUACAGUGGUUCCUCUGGUUAAGAGCGUAAUUCAUUCCGGAGGUCCAUUCUUAACCUGAAACCGUUCUUAACCUGAGAUACCACUUUAGCUAAUGGGGCCUCCCGCCGCCGCCGCACAAUUUCUGUUCUCAUCCUGAGGUAAAGUUCUUAACCCGAGGUACUACUUCCAGGUUAGCGGAGUCUGUAACCCGAGGUGUUUGUAACCCGAGGUACCACUGUAACUACAAAGCAUACACGCAUCUGCAUGAGACUUGAUCUUCAGUGUUGGGGAAAGUUCUGUUGUACAUACAAAGGACUGCGCAAUGCUGCUUAUAAUAUUUUAAUAUUAAUAUACGGUAUGUGUAUGUAUCAGUAGUGUGUGUGCAGGUGGAAAAGUGGAGUCUUGGUUUCAAAUGAAAUCUAGGUUGCUUUUUCCCUUUUUAUAAAUGACUUGCAUUAUUUAUUUAUUACUAUAUUUAUAUGCCACCUUUCCUGCAGGGAACUUUCUUGUCAAAUUCCAGUUUGAAUUAAUCAUUAAGCUGGAAUUUGAUGAUAUACUCUCUCACUGAAGGAAUUUGAUAUUGUUCACGUUCAGGAACUUGCAGAGAGUAUUUGUUAAAAUGAAUGCUUUACUAGUGAUCAUUGUAUUAUUUUGUAUGCAGUUUUAAACUUGCAUUAUUACAUUGCAUAUACUAUUUUUGGAUAUAACUUAGGCCUCUUUAUUUGUUGGUUUUAACUAGAACGGAACAUAGUUCACGUAGCCAUUAUCCUAAGCCAGCUCUCCCCCAGCUCAGUCAGAGAUUGGGGGGGGGGACGACUUCCCUUAUGUAAGGAUUUUUUUUUUUUUAAAAGUCCAAGUAACACUGAAAAAUAUCACCACAGUACUAUAUAACAUAUACCCCACAUGCUUCAUGGAAAGCUUUCUAAUAAAUUACGACACAUUUUCAUUUUGUAUAGUGCAUUAUGGGUUGUUGUAAAUGUGAAGCUUAAUUUAUUUUUAACAUUCGAAACAAAGCCUUGCUUGCUGUUACAUCAAAUUUAUGUCUGCUCUCCAAAAGCAACACUCUGUAUAAAUACAACUGUUAAUUCAUUGCUAAUGCUUUCCUGCUAAUUGUUUGGAUAAAGAGAAUUUUAAUCCACCUGCCAAGAGCAUCCUAUUUCUUAUAGCAGGCAAUUGUACGUUGUAAAUUUGGUGAAAUAAUUAAAACCGUGUGUGUUUGUAUGUGUUUACUUUGAUUUCUAAAAUUGCACUAAGCUAUUGUAACAUACAUUUACUCAGUGCUAUUUUUCUAGAAAAAGCUGUGCUGGAACUCACCAUAAACCUCUCCCUUGUUCUCUUAUAAUGGCAAUGGCACCCACCUGAGUGGUGCCAGAACUGAGUUCUGGUGAGUUCUGGCUGGGAAAAGCGCUGCAUUGUUUUUAAUACUUGCUUGGGAGCCGCCCAGAGUGGCUGGGGAAACUCAGCCAGAUGGGCGGGGUAUAAAUAAUAAAUUAUUAUUAUUAUUAUUUACUAUAUGUACUAUAUAGAGCUGAGGUAUAACUACUUUGGUUGUUGUUGGGUAUUUUGAUCCUCAUGCAGCAAUUAGACCAUUACAAAUUUUGAGUUACUUGUUAAUGUACAUGUGAAUACUAUGAGGCUCUCAGUUCUGCAAACUAAAGAGAAUUUUCUGGUCAUUAGCAAAACUUAACAACCUCUUAUAACAAAUGUUUUGUAAUAUAAGAUACAAGAGAGAUUUGUGGUUAUAAAAAUAUAUAUGCAAUGUAUUUGAACUGAACCUGCGGAUUCCGUGUGAGAGUAUUCUUCCGGCCCACUUGGUAUGAAAGUUGGGUUGCUCUGCUCCAGGGCCUGUUGACUUUUUCUCCCCUGGCUUCUAGCAUAAGAUAAUAUGUUCCUUUUGGCUGCCUGGAAAUAAUAAAGUAGAGGGCAGGCUGGCAGUGAGAAAGGAGCAUAUGGAAUAGUGGGGAAUCUGCUUUGCUCCCACCUUUUAAAAACCAGCUCGUUUCCAUUUUUUAAUUUCAGUUUUGUGCCAAGUGUGUUUCUGCCAUCCUAGAAUCUCACAUGCUUGGCUCUCCUCAUAGCCCACAUUUUGUUCUUCAGUUCUAUAGGACUUAACACCAUUAUUAUGACAAAGUAUAAACAGAAAAAUUGUCCGCAAUAGAACAAAAGGAUUGGAGCACAAAGUCAUCUGUACAAGUAGUGUCUGAUAUUUUGUGCCAUCAUUUAAAAUGUACCAGAUGGUUGGCAAAGGACUAUCCCAGAAGCACAAAGUAAAUUACCUGGGGAUAAUUUAACAUCUGCAGCACUGUUCUCAUCAAUUAUAUACAGUAAAUGGCUUGUAUACCACUUCCUAGCAUCAAGUACAUUUGUGUAUAGCAGCCUUUAUAGAUUCAUGGCUUUACAAAUCUAUCAGUAUGAUAAUCUGGUCUGUAGCUCUUUGGCAUUUAUUCCCCUGUAAUUCCAGUGUAAACUAAACUCUUUAUUUUUAUAAGGCAUGUUGUUUAUCAUAUCACAUGAUUAAUUCUUGUGAUUAUUUUCUAAUGGGUAUUUGGAGUUGAAGAAAAGUGAAUACACACACACACACACACACACACACACACACAAACAAACAAACACAACACACCCAUCUUCCAUCUACUGGUUUCUAUUACACCUAUAAAGGUAGUGGGUUUAAGGAGCUGCCUACAGGCAGAAACCUAUUCUGUACAGAUGUGGAUAUUGUUGCUCAGAACCAAAUCUGAACAAGCCAAUUGAUUUUACUUCAGCACAAUGGUUACCAGCACCCACCCAUCUCUGCAAUUUCUGGCAGCAGGAAUCCCUACUCACAUUUGGGAUCACUUUUUAAUCUUUGUCUUAGAUAAACUUAAGCAGACAGAUCUUCUUAACUCUUCCUCUGAUAAAGCAGAUGUUCCAGUCCUCUAAUUGUUCUGGGAGCUUUUUAAACAAACCUUUUACAGACGCAUCUAAUAUGUAUUAGAUGAAGUCUGAUCAGAGACUGCAUUAACUGCUUAAUGCAUGGGUUAGUAAAGAUCUGGUAGGGCUGCCUGAAAAAGAAACCCCAUAGAUAUAAUCUAUAUAUUCACAGAAACAUACAGCACCGCAAAGGCAUGGUUUGCAGAUAAAACACGGCCUCUACAUGGAACAUCACGUUUUUACUAGUGUGAAGUUUCUUUCACAGUUAAAAUUGGUUUUUGUCAACCAGCAUAAAAUGGUGCAUCCAAGAUUCUUGGGACAAGUUGUGCUUGCACCCCAGAUCAGACACGAGAAGGGCCUCUCCUUAGGGGAUGAGCAGGGUAGUCUAGCAGGAGGUGGUACCUCUUAGGUGUAAGUUGUUUGGGGUUUAAAAUAUUGUGAGUCGAAUUCAAAUAAUGCAAAACAGUCAUAAUGUAACAACAGGUAAAUCUCAAAACAAAUAAACUAAAGAGAUUAAAGAAGGAGAGAACGAAUGAACAUGGGUAAAUGCACAGUUUAAAAAUAACUUAAAGUAAGGUUUAGGGAAGAGGGAGGGAGGGAGAUCAAGAGGAGGAUAAUGCAGCAGUUUGAGCUUGUCACUGAAUAGAGUCUUCCAGAAGCUUAUCUGCGAAGAUGGGAACAGUCCCCUUAUGGAGGCAUUGAUGAUGGAGGGAAAGGAAAAUGGGGAAUCAAGUUGUGGGAAGCUGGAUGGUGUAAAGGAGUUUCUCAGACAAUGCUAUUGUGCCUAUACUGGCCCUCAAGGGUAAAGUCUGAGAACAUCUUCCGUCCUUCCGCAAUAGACAUGUGGGCUGCUACAAGGAGAAGUGUCCAUAGAUCCUUAUGGAUGAAUUUAGGGCCAGUAAAGAGCAAGUGCAGGGCACUUCAGAAGAUGUUGGAAGAUUCUGGACAGAUAAAAGGAAGGUCUUCUUCACACAGCACAUAGUUAAACUAUGGAGGCAGUAAUGGUUCUGAAUACCAGUUGCUGGAAGCCACAGGAGGGUUAUCUUACAUCUUUUAAACAAAUUCCUCUGCCCCCAAACCCGCCUCUGAAUUAGUUGUAAGGUUCAUCUUUUUAAUAAAUAUAUAUACAAAAGACCUACUGCAUGUCUCUGUAAUAAGUGUUUCAAUGAAAUUUAUUUGGAAUUCUCUGAAAUACACCAUAUUUCAAUACAGCAUAUUUCAAACUUGCAGUGCACAAAAGAAAAUAUUUUUUUUUUAAAUCUGCUAAGUAUGUGAUUGCUUAGUGGCUGCUAGCAGUGUCCAGGGUGGGCCCUGUUGUUGCUUCUGGCCACUCAAACAACCAGAUCUGCACAUUGUUGAAUUAGCAAUUCUCAAGCUUUCACCACCACCUCACAACAUCCUCCAAUGAGGGUGCUAGUUUUUCUUCUCCUUUUGCAGCUACGCUGGUAGCCUCCGGGGAACUUACCAUGAACUGUUGCUAGAUUUGGUUAUGAAACUAGUAUAUUUUAUUUUAGCCUUGCACCAUAGUUACAUAGACUAAGAUCUAAAGAGCCUGUUAGACAAAUGCAAGGGGUUUGCACCAGCCCAUUUGAUUCCCCCCUUUUUUUUACUUAUUCUACCCCCUUUAAACAGCUGAUUCCAAUACCAUUUAUAAAAUGCUUAUUGAAUGCUUCUUCCCCCACCUCUGUCCCAAAACGUUUGUUAUGGAGCUAAAUUCCCCAAUCUAGAAUCCCAAGAUUUACAUUUGACGUCCCCUCAAAUUUAGGUACAUCCAGUGCCCGCCCCCCAAACCUUCUUGUUGAAUUCCAUUUCCAAUUUCCAAAAUUUCAAUUUUGGAAGUGGUGUGCUAUAAGGCAUUGCUGGGAAGGGGAAGGACUAGCAUUAGAGAUAACACAGUUCUUUGGAUCCCAGCUGCAGACCUUUGAAUUCUGGCCAUAGGGAAAGUGGCCUGUCUUUUCAGUUGUGCUUUCAUGAAUUUUUAAAAAGGUCUUUUGCUUAUGCGGUUUUACUGUUGCUAGUGCAGACUAAUCUUUGUACCCAACUUUGAACCAAGUGUACAAAGUCUGGAAGGCUCCGGCCAGUUUGUGCAGCUAAAUGUUAAGGGAAAAUAUUUGAUCAGGGCUUAGCUUCAUGCCUCCUGUUAUUUGUGGAUAUAUAUAUUUUUUAGGGCGAGAGCUGCAUUUAUUUUAUGUGCUACUUUUCAAAUAAACCGGUUCCCAGAGGGACAGAAAUCCACCAGUUGUGCCGCAAUUAAAACCUAAAUGUAAAGCUGCAACAGGGAAGAAAAAUUUGAAGUAACAUUAUGACACAUGUUAGCAGGAAAUUGCAAGAUACGGAGGGAAAGUGUACAAAUUGAUGUUUUAAUGUAAUGUCUUUCAACUCGAUCUAGCAAAGGGAAAGAGAAAAAGAUGUCACAUUUACAGGGUUUUUCUGCUUUAAAGCCGGUUGUCAUGAAAUGCAAAAGAAAACCCGGUGUUUAAUUUUCCAAGACACUUUGAUCAAUUGUAUUAAUUUGUCUCAAGGAAGAAUGAAUAAUUUUACCAACAGUAUAAUGAAAAUGUUUCAGCAUUAAUGCAGAAUGAAGUACAGUGAAUGGAGGUAUUGAGCCAGUUUCACCCAUUAUCUGUUUAUUAUUAAGCCUUCCAAGACUAAUAACAUUAGUGAAAGAUAUAUUUCUUUAACAUUUAUUUCAAAGUGGUGCAGUUGCAGCUUAUUGGUUGGCAUAUCCAUGAUUUUUAAAGCUGCAACUAUAGUUUUUAAUGCUACUUUUUUCCUUUUAGGAAAACUUAGCUUGACUCCUCUGUUUUCUUGCAUAAUGAUUGUCCUAUUCAAAUAGCAACAUGGACUGUGAUACCUCAUUUACAUCUCACUCAAGUAUUUCCCUUUUACUUCUAAAUUGUUCUAAUUUAAGACAAAAUAAAAUUUUCAAGAGAAUAAUAUAUCCAAGGGCUUCCUAUAAUACUCAGCUCUUAUUCUGAGCUGCUAAUCAGAUGCCUUUGAUUAAGCUGGUGAACGUAACAUCUACACGUAUAGCAAUUACUGGCCUCCAGAGACCAUUUUUUCCAUAUAAACAGCUGUGCAUAGUUCCAUGCAUUGGUACAAUUGCAAAUGAAGAUGGGAGAGCCAAAUGAGAUGGGUGAAUUGUAGAGAAUGAUCUAUCCUCUCUUAGAAACCCUAGCAGAGUUAACUUGUUUGUUUUCUAAAUGAGAAAGGCCUGUUAUUGUUCUAGCUUUUCCCAUCUUAGAAGAUGCAAAUAACAAGGGGCCUUGAAAGAAGGUCAUAGCUCACUGGCUAUGCAAGGUGUCCCAUGUUCCAAUCCCUGGCACCACCAGAUGGGACUAAAACCUGUUUGGCUGUUGCCAAUCAGUGCAAAUUAAUACUGGGCUAGGUAGACCCACCUAGAUCAUAGGUUUGUUUUUAAAGUACAAUUCUAUACAAUGUUCUUUUGUACAUACCUUGCUUGCUUUUAAUCUGCUGUCUUAUCUCCCUGUGCUAUUAGUAAUGCAUGCAGCAUUGCUUAAUUUUUUAAGACAUCAUUGAGCCCUGGGGUCGAAGAAUAGCACACUAAUUGUCAUGAGGAAGAUAUGUUAAUUAAAUCUGUACUGUACUGUACUGUACGCCUAAGCUGGUAUGGUGGCACAGAAUGUUCAGUUGCUCAGAGAACUAAAUCGUGUGGUAUCCAGCUUCUGUAAGAGAAGGGAAAUGUGUCAGUUUGGCUGGGUACAGAGUAGAGAAUGAACUAAGAUGGGGAGCGGAAGAAAGGAUAGGUGGCUUAAGGAAAGCGAUUGAGGGGACAAGGAAUUGAAGCUAGAGAGAUAAAUAUGAAUACAUUUUGCAUUGAGGGUCUGUGUAUUGUGGUGGGGACAGAAAUGGGGUUCAUAGACCCUGGUCAGGGGAAUUCUGCCUAUUGUGGGUUCUCCUGUCUUUGCAGCAAAGAGGACUCAAGUACAGUAGUGAUGGUCAGGACACUAAACUCCACAGACUGAUUUCAGGAAGCACCCAGUUCUUUGGCUGCAGAUUCUAUUAACCCUAGAAGGCUAUUGAAACGUCACUGGAAAGCUGAUAGUUGAUAUUAGCCAAGCUGGCCAUUAUGUGAUUUGUUGCCAUUCAUAAUGUUAUUUUUGUGGUAUGAAACUCUCUGAAGCUGAUGGGAGAGCUUUUCUCUGACAUGGUUAUCUUCUCAAACAGGAUUAUCCCUUUACAAUGUUUGAGUUAUUAAAGCAGAGUAAAACGAACUGCUUUUAAUGGAAUAUAUCCAACACUUUCUACAUAAAAAACCCCCAAACUGAAUCAUUUGACCUUUCUCCUCUUCCCCGCCCGUAUUCCUAGAGUUUUUUCCAAUGUGAUGUUAAUUUUGAUUGUAAAGUUUUCCCAUGACUUCAGGCUGCAUUGGAAUAAGAGGAAAUAAGUUUUAGCUUACUACAGUUACAGAAAACAUUGGGCAAGAGGAGAAAAUAUUUUCUCAGAUUUAAUAAUAAGGCCCCACUCUUUCCCCAUAGGGACGCGGGUGGAACUGUGGGUUAAACCACAGAGCCUAGGACUUGCCGAUCAGAAGGUUGGCAGUUUGAAUCCCCGCGACGGGGUGAGCUCCCAUUGCUCGGUCCCUGCUCCUGCCAACCUAGCAGUUCGAAAGCACGUCAAAGUGCAAGUAGAUAAAUAGGUACCGCUCUGGCGGGAAGGUGAACGGCGUUUCCGUGUGCUGCUCUGGUUCGCCAGAAGCGGCUUAGUCAUGCUGGCCACAUGACCUGGAAGCUGUAUGCUGGCUCCCUCGUCCAAUAAAGCGAGAUGAGCACCGCAACCCCAGAGUCAGCCACGACUGGACCUAAUAAGUCAGGGGUCCCUUUACCUUUACCUUUCCCCAUAGAAAUCGCUUACAUGCAGCUGAUACGAGGUGCUGCUGUUCCGAAUGGCCCCUGGGUGCUGUGGUUAAACUUUUGGACAAUGGCCAAGGAAGACCCAGUUUCAGAUACCUCUCUGCCAUUAGAUUCUCUGUGGGUGAUACUGGGCGAGUCACACACUUUCAGCCUCACCCUAUUGCAUAGGGUUGCUGUGCGUAGAAAAAUUAGGGGAAGGGAGAGGGAACCGUUUCUACUGCUUUGACUUAUUUGCAGUAAACAUGGCAUUGAAAUGUAAUAAAUAAAUACCACAAUAUACUCAUACACAAAAUUAUAUAACACCAGCUAUUCUAGAGGCACCACAGAAAAACAUUGACUCUGGUGUAAUGGUAGAUUACAAGUUCAGCCCUGUAUGCAGUUACCCUACCAAAAAAGUGAAGACUGCUUUGUUGCAUAGUUUGUUGCCAAAGGGGACGGAAGGGUCAGGUGUUGUAAUGAAUAACUGAGCCCCCCCACUCAGCUCUCCACAGAGGGGCACAAAAAUGUUUAUGAAACUUAUCCCAGUGGUUCAUCUCUGCACCAAAUAGACCCUCUCAUUCCUAUUUGAAAUUAUUUUUGCCCUGCUCAUGUGAAGUACACCUGUACACAUGUAGCAUUGAUAGCACUUGCACAAUCGAUUGCAUUGCUGUUUAAAUGUAAUAUGAGUCAUUCAGCAUUGGGGCAUGCCUCAGUCUUUCAACAAUCACCAUUUUGGGCCAUGCUGUGUCGUACUUUAUUAUUCUAGUGGAAUAUUUUGCUUAGGCGAAUGAUUUUGCCGAAUCAUAACAUUACCUUCAAAAGCUGAGAAUUGCAGAGAAGAGAGAGAAUCGGCAAAAUUUUCCAGAGGCUUAAAGCCGAUCUAGAAAUAAAACAAUAUUCUUCAUUUGCUUGUUAAACUCAUGAGAUUAAGGAAACUUUUAUAACAAAAUAAUUCAUGCAGCUGAAAGUCUGUGCAUCUCAUUUUAAAAUUAGAUUAAAAGAUAAAUACAGUAUGCAAGCUCUCUUAUUACACAAACCCAUAGCUGCCAUAAAUACAGUUUGAGUGGUAGGGUGUGCGAGAGGAUGGCACAGAAUAAAUGAAAGCAUUUCUGUAGAAAAAUAUUUGUCCCCUGCAGCACAGCCCUAAUGUUGAAAGGGAGGGUCACCUGAAGCUGUUUAUGUUUUUGCCUUGAUGUACUGGGGUCGUAGAAGUGCUUUUAUUAUGCUUCUCAGGCAAUGUGGAUGUAUUAAUGAGGAUAUAUAAAAGCAAAAUAAUUUAUAACCUUGUUAUCAUCACAGUAUCAUUCAUCAUUUUUAAUUGAUCGUAUUCACCUUGAUUUUUCAAGGCAACAUGGUGCUUAUGACCAAUAAACAUCUUGCGCACUUCUGGGCUUCAGUGCCAGGUGUGAACACGAAGUAUAGAACCGUGUAGCCAACAUGCAAAACUGUAGCUCCAAUAUCUUGAGCUCCAAAAUAGGUAUUGCAUCACGCUAUGUUUUUAUUUUUUCUCCUUGCCCCUGUUUGAAAACAGAUGCAUGGAUCAAGCAUGUGUUUGCACUAUGCUAUGUUUUCAAUGUGAACUCUCAAUCUUGAAUCCAUAUAUCACAGUUUUUUAUUUUGCAUCUUUCCCAGGCCUCCUUAAAACUGAAUAGUUAUGACCAAGCUAUUAUUCAGCCUUGAAACACAGAAUUGUGCCUUUAUCAUGUGUGUUCAUUUAUUUUACAUUUUUAUCCUGCUGUUCCUGUGAGUAUAGUAGCUCUGUGAGGGGAUUUUUGGGAUUCUUUGGGGGAAGUCAUGUGCUUUAAAUGCCCUUGCCCAAGUCUGAUACGAGAUCACACCUUCUGCACUAAAGUUAUUUCCAGUAUCUCAAGUUCAUUGGAGCUAUCUCAUUUAAAGAAACUUCCAGGUGAGCAGAAUGCAAAUGCGGAAGUUUAAAUCAAAGGCCUCCAAUUAUAUAUAUGAACUUUACUUUUUAUAAGUGAACAUAAGGAGAUGCUGUAUGGCCAGCUAUCUAGAAAGAAAAUUAGUAAACAUUCCGCACACGUACCAGUAAGGCAACUGCUUAAAAAUAUUGUCAUUUUCUUUUAUAGGAUUAAAUGGCUUCACACCAGUAUGUCUGGAAUUAGAGGAGUGCAUUCUGUUUAUCUAAAGCUGACAGCAUAAUGUAGGAUCUGUUUAUCUUCAUAAACAACUUUCUUCAACAGUUAAUUUUUCAACCAUGAGUCGGGAGCCCUCCUUUCAUCUCAUGUUUAGUGUAUGAGCCUUGUGUGAGUUUUACUGAAAAUGAAUGGAUCUGUGCAGAAGCAAUACUGGUUGUCAGUGAAGUCAUCAACACCCACACCAUCCUUUCUUUGGGCUGUGCAGCUGUAUAACAUAACAUAGAGGUUUAGGAAACAUAGAAAACUGUCUUAUACCAGGUCAGUUUAUUAAUUUAAGGAAGUUAUACCUUCUUUUAACUAUCUGCUUUGAAGCCCAGUUUUGUCUACUGACUUCCAGGAACCUUCCAUGAUCUCUGGUAAGGAUGUUUCCCAAAUUCUGUCCUCCCCGCCCCCCAGGAGUAUGAACUUCAAGUUGGAUCUCUGAGCCCCUCCAAAGGUGCCAAGGAACUUUUUAGUACCAUGUUCUGAGACUUGACCUAAAAUGUGGGUAAUUUUGAGUUUAAACAGGGCAUAUAACAGCGUGAGUCACAAUUAGCCUAUUGAAGUUAACUGCAACAAUAAUCUCAGUUGUUCAGCCCUGGCUGCAAUAACAGUCUAAUCUCAAAAAUUCAAAUGCUGUGUUCAAUUAAUCACUGUUCAGUUUUCUGGCCGAAAAAAUGACAGCCCCACUAUCCAUUUGGAGAGCAGUUCACAGUGCAACUCUAUUCAAGAUCACUCUGAAAUAAGUUCCACUGAAUUCUAUAAGUCUUACACCCAAGGAAGUGUGCAUUAGAUUGCAUUCUUUGUAUCUGAACUAGAUACCUCCCCCUUUCUAUUAAAAGAAACAAAGAAUUCUGGAAAUGGGAGGUCUGCAUUAAUAGUGCACCUUUUGUUGAAAUACAGUGGUGCCUCGCAAGACGAAAUUAAUCCGUUCCGCGAGUAUCUUCGUCUAGCGGUUUUUUCGUCUUGCGAAGCAACCCUAUUAGCGGCUUAGCGGAUUAGCGCUAUUAGCGGUUUAGCGGCUAUUAAAGGCUUAGCGGCUUAGCUGCUAAAAAGCUAUUAAAGGCUUAGCAGCUUAGAAAAGGGGGGGGGAGCGAAAAAAAAUCUCAAGACUCGCAAGACAUUUUCGUCUUGCGAAGCAAGCCCAUAGGGAAAUUCGUCCUGCGAAGCGCAUUGAAAAACGGAAAACCCUUUCGUCUAGCGGGUUUUCCGUCUUGCAAGGCAUUCGUCUUGCGGGGCACCACUGUAUAAAGUGCCAUAUUUUCCCUUCAAAAAAGAAAAAAGGAAAAAAAUGUAAACCAACAGAUUUUCCAGAGUUGUAUUGGAAGAUUUGAAACCCUUUAAGUAGUUACAACUUAUCAACAACUUUUGACUACAAAGAGGGUCAUUUUUAGCAUAGUCUCUCCAUCCCUUUAGGCAAGGAAAAUGUUUGUAUGUCAAUGCAGAACUGUCUGUGUAAUUUAAUUAUUUAUAGACAUCUGGACUAGCUGGCUUGCUGUUAACAAAUCACAGGCACACAUUGUACUUCCCACUUGAGACUUUAAAAAAGAAUAGAAGGACACCAGGUCAUAAUUUCUUUUCAUGUUCUGUUUAGUGACCAUAAGAAAUUAAUGUAUUUCCUUUUGCAGCAUUUAGGGUUUUAUGUUCCAUUUCUUCCCUUGCAAUGCAUUUGUGUCUGAGGCUAAGCCAAGAGUCUGAUCUUGAGGAGCAAUUUUAGCUAUAAACAAUGGUUUCUGCUGCUGUGUAAGCAUCAUUUAUUGGGGCAGAGCAGCAGCUUAACUGAAGUAACUGCAAAACAUAAACAAGGUGGAAUUUGAUUCGAAAGCUAACCUUGAGAUUUAUUGAACUUUGAAAGGGAUUCAAUUACGUGGUGGUCAUUUGCCCCACAAAACUGCCACAGAAGGAUUGCCUUGAUACGGAGCUGAGGUUCAGAAGGGGAAUACAGUGAAACAAAUGUGUAAUUAUCCACAUAACAAGGUGAACUGAGCCAAAUCCUUCACCAGGGUAACCUCAUAAGCAGCAAGAAACUGAAUAGGCUUUGUACUGAAGGAGGCAGAGCUGAAUGUCAUAAACAUGGAUAAGGAUCCUAUGAGGAUUUAGUCUUCAGUAUACCAUACAGGAAAUGAGGAGUUGGCAGUUGCAGGAGACGUUUAUGCUAAUCACAUGAGUUCAGCUGUUCAGAAAGGGUAAAAGUACCAUAAAAAUCCACUUGGUUAGUUGUGCCAGCUAUUUGCAUAAGCUUGACCAGCUGUUUGAAUCCCAACUAUUGCCUGUGACAUAUCCUGUAAAUUUAAUAAACUUUUGUCAUUAUUACAAGGCACCUCUGAGCUUUGAGGGUGUAGUAGAACACCUUAGCUAAUAAUUCUGCAGUAUUUCUGGCAUGUUGUCAUUUGAAUUAUCUCUGAAUUUUCCAUCUCUGCAGGGCCAUUUGUUCCAGUGAUAAAUAAAGUGUAGGCAAUUGUUGCUGCCAAACGGGAUUUUGUAGUAUUCUUUACUAAAAAGAAUAUUGUUUUAAAGAGUUCACUUUUAAAAAAACAAUACUUAAUAAUCUAUUCCCAAACUUAAGAAAGGGUGACAGCUUCAGUCCAAAGAAUAAAUAAAUAAAACCUGAUAGAUGUGUUUUGCUUUUUUGCCAAGAGGCCAAUUUAUGGAGCCCAAGCUCAGAGUGGCUCUUCAUUCCCACUGCUAUAGAUUUAUUCGUACAAAUAAGAGUGUGGGCUUAAACCAUAUACACAAAAUGUCAUCGUAAACUACUACCUGAUGAAUCUCAAAGUAGUUUUUGUUCCUUUCUCAAAGCUUUAUUGCAUGCAAAGUGACUGGCUCAAACAUCUGGUCUGAUUGGUAUAAUUUUAAGGUUCGUUUCAGAUUGUACAACAGAAGUGUGAGAAGCAAAUUGCCCACCAUAUUUAGCCUUAAUUGUUAACAUAUGAAAUCAGUUCUGUUUGGGUGUCUUGCACAUUUUUCUGGGCAUGCCAUUUUUCUGGGCUUUAGUGGAAAGCAUAUGGGCUUAGUUGCUUGAGUGCAACAUUGGAAGCCAUGUCAUUAUUUUGGCAUUGCUGGGAUGUUAUGUAUUUUGUGCUCCCUGUGCUUUGUGAACUUGCUGUCUGUGUUAAUUAUAGCCCACUGGACUCUUUAUUGUGGACUCCACAUUAAGUAGCUGCCAGUGCCAGAACUUUCAUUUUCUCGGCACGGCCAUUUUGUUUCAUGCAGUGUCAGUAUGUUGUUGCUGUCUCAGUUUGGUACUAAUCGAGAUUGUUGCCAACAAUCAGAAUAGUGAAGAAGAAGAAGAAGAAGAAGAAGAAGAAGAAGAAGAAGAAGAAGAGUAGUAGUUUGGAUUUGAUAUCCCGCUUUAUCACUACCCUAAGGAGUCUCAAAGCGGCUAACAAUCUCCUUUCCCUUCCUCCCCCACAACAAACACUCUGUGAGGUGAGUGAGGCUGAGAGACUUCAGAGAAGUGUGAGUAGCCCAAGGUCACCCAGCAGUUGCAUGUGGAGGAGCAGGGAAUCAAACCCGGUUCACCAGAUUACGAAUCCACUGCUCUUAACCACUACACCACGCUGGCGUAGUGAACAUUCUGUGGAUCCCAGUGAAUUAAAGGAUGAAAGCGAGUGGCUUGGUUUAGUGAAAAAGUGGCUUUUCCCUGUUUGUGAAAUUGUAGAGGAGCUUCUGGAUUGUGGACUCCCUUCACCAUGGGCAGGAAUAAAUAACCAAAUCAGGGAGAUUAACCAGGAAGUUAAAUAGACAGAGAACACCGAGUGAAGAUUUGCUCAUGAUCUUGCCAUGGUGUCCAUACACAGAUUAGGGAGUAAUCGGUGUAGCUGUUAAAAUAAACUAUAAUAGCUGCUAUUUGUUUUUUUCUGUCUAAGUAUUAGACUAAACCUGCUGAAAUUAUCGUAUUUUUCGCUCCAUAGGGCGCACCGGACCAUAGGGCGCACCUAGUUUUUAGGGGGGGGGGAAUAAAGGGGGAAAAAAAUAUUUCCCCCCCAGCCCCAAAGAGCAAAGAAGCCAAGACAGCCAGCGGGAUCCAUCCCGCUGGCUGUCUUGGCUUCCUCUUUAGCCAUGCACGACCUCUCCAGCCGGGAGAGGCUGCGCGGGGCUCCAUUUUUGGAGGGGAAAAUGUGCGUCCUAUAGAGCGAAAAAUAUGGUACAUCCUGCUAUAGUGCAGUGAUGCAGUAUUUAUUUUUAAAUGUUGCUGGAUAUUCGUGUAUGUGGUUAUAGAAAGGGUCCUUCUAAGCACCCAUAAAGGCACACCUUUUAAAAAGGGCUAUACAGUGGUACCUUGGCUUAAGAACUUAAUUCAUUCCAGAGGUCCGUUCUUAACCUGAAACUCUUCUUGACCUGAGGUACUACUUUAGCUAAUGGGGCUUCCCACCGCCACCACGCGAUUUCUGUUCUUAUCCUGAAAUUAAAGUUCUUAACCCAAGGUACUAUUUCUGGGUUAGCGGAGUCUGUAACCUGAAGCGUCUGUAACCCGAGGUACCACUGUAUUCACAGUAGCACCAAUCCAGAACCAAAAGCAAUCAUUGUCUCUGUGUAAGGGGAGAGGUACUACACUUGGGAAUAGCUAUACUCUGAUUACUCCUUUCAAGUAGGGGAAAAAAGUCAGAGGACAUCACUGGAGUGGGUGAGUGUAGAGCUUUCAAAGUUAAAUAACAUUUUGCAAAGCAGCAAACUACCUAUGAAGUAACAUGGUAUUACUGUAAGGGAGAUGAGGUAGCCCUUUUGGUGUUGGACGGUUUAGAAGAGAACUGUCUGGGUUUUCUUGUGUUUGAAUGAUAUAGGAGUUUGUGUACAUGUUAAGAAUUUAUUUAUUUUUAAGUGUGAGGGGAAGAAGCAUUAAAAUACUCUGGUAAGGGGAACAGAUGAGCCUCCCCACGAGUGAUGUCAGACUAUACAACUUGCAAGGGCUUCCACAGCCCUGUGAGUGAUUUUCUGAAUAGUUAUUACAUGCAUUAAUAAUGAUCAAUCGAUUGAUCAAGUUAAAUCUCUUCAUUUGAUGAGGUAAUUAAUUCUCCUGAGCGAGAAUUAUGUUUGAGAUACAGUUUCAUUUGUAGAGCAGAGUGGUGAGUCAUUGGCUUCCACCUAGCUUUGUUUCUUCCUGAUUUGCAGUGAUAGAAAUCCACCAGGCUAAAUGAUUAAUGUACACUAGUGAUAUAUUCUACAAAUGAUAUAUUACUGCAUUGCAGGGGGUUGGACCAGAUGACCCUUUAGGUCCCUUCCAGCUCUAUAAUUCUAUGAUUCUAAACACAGCUGAAAAAUUCUCUAGAAUCCAGAUGCCAGGAAGAACUACCAUAUAUUAGGAAAUAUUUUACUGAGUUAUGAAUUUUGCAGACAACAGGCCUUCAUCAGCAACUUUAGAUUUGUUAUGGUGUUCUCAGAUUUAUGGAAGAACUACAACUUGGUUAUUUUAUUUUGUAAUGAAAAGUCAUUUGAAGCUGUACUGUUGUGACUCAUAUUGUAUCCUUUGCCUGGUUGUUUCUCUCAUAGCCCUGUACAGAUGUCAAAAGAAUAUACUUUCAAAAAUACUUAGGAUUGUAGCCACAGUGAUGUUUUAGUAAAACAACUCAUUAAACUGAUGCCGUUGUGUUUCAUAAACGGGACUGAUUUAUUUCUAUUUUUAAAAAUGUUUUACACUUUUAAUGUAAUUAUUAAAAUUCUUUGAUAGAGCUUUGCACUGGAAAGCAGCAUAUAAAGAAAAAAUAAAAAUAAAAUUUUGAAUGAAUUAUCUGAUGCCUGUUUGAAAAUUUGGUUGUAAAUUUAAGAUAGUGUGUAAAUUUGGAGUGAAGAGGUGUGCUCUCCCCCCCAAAUUCUUGAUUUCUUGUAUGUAGAAACAUCAGUUGCAAGAUGUACCAUAAACAUGAAUGCCAUCAUUGGCUUCAUUAAUUUCAGUUAUGGAAGUAGAUGACUAUAUAUGCAUAUAUUUAUUUGCACAUAGAAAUGGCAAAAGCUCAGAGGUGCAAUCACAUGUCUCCAUGUGAAUAUCAGAGCUGGGUGGACACUCUGGAGAAUACAUGGGGCUCUAUAGAUGGAGGCAUUAGCCUUUCAAUUUCUGUAUGCUAUUAGUUUUUCCUAGCAAGUUUUGUGGUUAGCCACCUUCCAUUUCCUUGCAACCUUACAGCAUGUCUACUGAACACUAGUUCCCCACAUCUAUUGCCAUCGUCCGAAGUGUUCCCUUCUCAUGUAACAGUUGCCAUGUGGAGAGAUAUUAAGGUGAAUUUUGUGUAGCAGCUAUAAAUGUGUAAACAGGCCCUUGUAUGUUUGAUGUUAUGACCAUCAGUGUGACAGGUUUUUGUUUUAGAAUGAGCAUUUUAUCAGAUCUUUGCUCUGCUUUAUUAUUUUGAUAAUUUCAGAAAUUUAACCUGGUGAUUCACAUCCAUUGUGCUCAAAUAGCAUUACAGUAAACCCACAACUUAUGCACAUUCAAUGAACUUGGCCAAAUUUUUUGAAAAAAAUUAAAGCGGGGGCAGACAUCCAGGAAAAAAAGACUUUGGCAAUCCCACCUGCCAUUGUACCCAGUGUGUUUUGACCAUAUACAGUUUUGGCUUUAGGCAUGAUCCCUGGAACAUAACCCUCUCUCCAGAGUUUUACUGUUGAGCUCUGCUUCCUAUCAGCUUUGUGUCCUUGAUUUUGCUGCAGAAAUACUUGUGUAGAUAUCAAUACUGUUGCUUUAAUUUUGAAUAACGUUGUGAAGUUACUAAGACCCAUCAGAUCUGAUGUGUAUGGGUGUACAGACAUGUAUGGGGGGUGGGAUACGGUUCUGGUUCUUUUCCCAAUCUUUCUUGCCACUUCCAAAUCCUCCUUUCUCUCCACCCACACUCCCACUGCUCCCAUCAUACAUGGAUAGGUGUUGCCAUGGGCAAUAUAAGUAUAUAUCCCCUCAUUCCUUCAAAAAGGUAUGCAGCCUUGAGGACUAGGUAUCUUUUCAUCCUUCCCACCACCAAAGAAAAACAGCAUGAGGAGGAAUGCAUAAACACCCCUUCUUUCCCUAGUCUUCCUCUCAGUCUCCAAGCUUGCUGCAACUGCUGUGUGUUAAAAAGAAAAGUGGGGAAAGAAUUAUGAAGAGGAUUUCAUGGAGAAUAAAAUGACAUUUGAAGUUAUAGGCCUUUCCUGAUUCCUCCCCCCCCAAUAAAUAGGCCAACCUUAGUCCAUUUCUAAUAGGCAAGGUGACAUGUAGAUACUGAUUGUUGAUGGCCAUUUGAUCCCAAACACUAAAUAUGCAAAGACUAGGACAAGCCAGACUUGCUUGGCCCAUUAUCUUAAGAAACCGUUCCAAAAGCAGCUUAUGCUCACCCCCCACCCCACUUUUGUCAGUUUCACUGUGCGGCCAAGAGUUUUGUUAUGCAUCUUCAGUUGAAGUUGGCAGAAGCUAAUGCUCCUAGAUUCUGCACUGGGUCUUUUGCCAGCUGAACUUUUGAAUUCUGACUUAAAACUACUGCUUUUUUCAGCCCUGUUCAGCAGCCCUGCAAUGUGUAACUUAGCCUCCUACUUAUACCUGCUAUAAUGUAAACAAAGCUAGAAUUCUACCUUUUCUAGGCAGUUUUUCAAGCUGUACCCAUUUCCAUGUUCAUGCCCAGGAGCAGGAUCUCAAUUUAAAGCACCCCUUUACUCUUUAGCAGACAAUACAGUGGUGCCCCGCAAGACGAAUGCCUCGCAAGACGAAAAACUCGCUAGACGAAAGAGUUUUGCGUUUUUUGAGUCGUUCCGCAAAAUGAAUUUCCCUAUGGGCUUGCUUCGCAAGACGAAACGUCUUGCGAGUUCUUGCGAGUUUGUUUCCUUUUUCUUAAAGCCGCUAAUAGCCGUUAACAGCCGCUAAUAGCCGCGCUUCGCAAGACGAAAAAACCGCAAGACGAAGAGACUCGCGGAACGGAUUAAUUUCGUCUUGCGAGGCACCACUGUAGUGGCUAGGGGAGUGUUUGAGGCCAUGGCCACAGUAGCCACAGGUUCCUUUCUCCUUGGUUAGUUGCUAGGAAGACAUUGCUAGGCUUCAUAACACUCUGCUGUUUGCUCCUUAGUUCGGCAUCUCAUAUCCUUUGCCCUCUCCCCCUGUCAUGGGGCCCAUUCUUCUGUCUCACAUUGCAGAGGAAUCAGUACCCAACCCACACACGAAGUAUAUGCGUCUCUUCUUUCCAGGACUUGUAAUAAAAUUCUGGGCAUUUGUAUUAAUAUGUUAACAAUUGUGGCCUAGAAUAUCAACAGAUAUUAAAAUAUAGCCAUGCCCACAAACACAUUACAUGUUUAUAGAUAAUGUACAGUAAUGUACUGUUGAAGCAUAGUUUGGUUGGUUGGUUUGGUCUUCAGCAAGUCUCCUGACUGUGAGUGUAAAAAAGAGAGAGGCAAUAAUAUAUACUAUCUGCAAAAAUGCAGAAAAAGUGGCCACGAAACACCAUUGACACCUAAGGAUGCAAUCCCUUGUACACUUACUUGGUAAUAAGUCGUACUGAGCUCAGUUGGACACAACAGCAUAAGGGUAAAUUGCAUAUCUGUUACCUUUUAGUGUAGCUUUUAAUUCAUUUUGCAUAGACGUCAGUACUGGUGGACAUACAUGUUAGUCCUCAACAGAUCUUUUAAGAAUAUUCUGUUUUUGUAACAUGUGGCAAGUACCUUACCAACUUUCCCUUCCUCUACUUUUCAGGAUGGUACGAAGCAAAAAAGAGAACGGAAAAAGACGGUGUCAUUUAGCAGCAUGCCAACUGAAAAGAAGAUCAGCAGCGCAAGCGACUGUAUUAACGCCAUGGUUGAAGGCUCAGAACUCAGAAAGGUUCGCUCCAACUCCCGAAUUUACCACCGGUACUUCCUUUUAGAUGCGGACAUGCAGUCUCUACGUUGGGAACCUUCAAAGAAGGAUUCUGAGAAAGCAAAGAUUGACGUUAAAUCAAUCAAAGAAGUGAGAACAGGGAAAAAUACAGACAUUUUUCGUAGCAAUGGAAUUUCGGAACAGAUUUCGGAAGACUGUGCAUUUUCUAUUAUUUAUGGAGAUAAUUAUGAGUCUUUAGAUCUCGUUGCAAAUUCUGCAGAUGUUGCAAAUAUUUGGGUCACUGGACUGAGAUACCUGAUAUCGUAUGGAAAACACACACUAGAUAUGCUAGAAAGUAGCCAAGAUAAAAUGCGGACUUCAUGGGUUUCACAAAUGUUUAAAGAAACAGAUAUUGAUAAUUUGGGGCGCAUAUCUAUGUGCAGAGCUGUACAGUUUAUAAAAAAUUUAAAUCCUGGUUUAAAAACUAGUAAAAUUGAAUUGAAGUUCAAAGAGCUACACAGAACAAAAGACAAACCUGGUACAGAAAUCACAAAGGAAGAGUUUAUUGAAGUCUUUCAUGAGCUUUGCACUCGCCCUGAAAUCUAUUUUUUGUUAGUUCAAUUUUCUAGCAAUAAAGAAUUCCUGGACACAAAGGACCUUAUGAUGUUUUUAGAAGCAGAACAGGGUAUUGCACAUGUCACCGAAGAGAUAAGCCUGGAUAUUAUUCACAAAUAUGAGCCAUCUAAAGAGGGCCAGGAAAAGGGCUGGCUUUCCAUAGACGGUUUUACAAAUUACCUUACUUCUCCAGAAUGCCAUAUAUUUGACCCAGAGCACAAAAAAGUGUGCCAGGGCAUGAACCACCCUCUGUCUCAUUAUUUUAUAAACUCAUCUCAUAACACGUACUUGAUAGAGGAUCAGUUCCGAGGCCCAUCUGAUAUCACAGGAUACAUUCGUGCUUUGAAAAUGGGGUGUCGGUGUGUCGAGUUGGAUGUGUGGGAUGGUCCUGACAAUGAACCAGUAAUUUACACAGGGCACACCAUGACCUCGCAGAUAGUCUUCCGCAGUGUAAUCGACAUUAUAAACAAAUAUGCAUUCGUUGCUUCGGAAUAUCCUCUUAUUUUGUGCUUAGAAAACCAUUGUUGUCUCAAGCAGCAGAAGGUGAUGGUUCAGCAUAUAAAGAAAAUACUGGGAGACAAGGUCCACACGCAGUCUCCAAACACAGAGGAAUCUUAUCUGCCUUCUCCUGAAUCUCUUAGAGGGAAAAUACUAAUUAAAGCCAAGAAGCUGUCUCCUAAUUGUUCUGGGCUAGAGGGAGAUGUUACAGAUGAAGACGAAGGCGUAGAAAUGUCCCAGAGAAUGGGAAAAGAGGGUGUGGAACAACAGAAUAUUAUCACAGUAAAACGGUUUCAGCUCUGCAAAGAGCUUUCAGAACUGGUAAGCAUGUGUAAGUCAGUUCAAUUUAAAGAUUUUCAGGUUUCAUUUCAGCUUCAAAAAUACUGGGAAGUUUGCUCCUUCAAUGAAGUGCUUGCUACCAAAUAUGCCAAUGAAAACCCUGGAGACUUUGUGAAUUACAACAAACGGUUUCUCGCCAGGGUUUUCCCUAGCCCUAUGAGGAUUGAUUCUAGUAAUAUGAACCCACAGGAUUUUUGGAAGUGUGGCUGUCAGAUAGUAGCAAUGAACUUUCAGACACCUGGAUUAAUGAUGGACCUCAACAUUGGUUGGUUUCGACAAAACGGCAACUGUGGCUAUGUUCUUCGACCUGCUAUCAUGCGGGAAGAAGUCUCUUACUUCAGUGCAAAUACGAAGGACUCUGUGCCUGGAGUUUCACCUCAGCUUCUUCAUGUUAAGAUUAUUAGCGGACAGAACUUUCCUAAACCAAAAGGGUCAGGUGCCAAAGGUGAUGUUGUAGACCCUUAUGUCUAUGUAGAAAUCCAUGGGAUCCCUGCAGACUGUGCAGAGCAAAGGACAAAAACUGUGCAUCAGAAUGGGGACAACCCAAUUUUUGAUGAGAGUUUUGAAUUUCAGAUUAAUCUACCUGAACUCGCCAUGGUGCGCUUUGUAGUGCUGGACGAUGAUUAUAUCGGGGAUGAAUUUAUUGGGCAGUACACAAUUCCCUUUGAGUGUUUGCAGACAGGUUAUCGCCACGUCCCCCUUCAGUCUUUAACAGGAGAAGCUCUGGCACAUGCUUUCUUAUUUGUCCACGUUGCUAUAACUAAUAGAAGGGGUGGUGGAAAGCCACAUAAACGGGGCCUGUCUGUCAGGAAGAGCAAGAAAUCCAGAGAAUAUGCCUGUAUGAGGACUUUAUGGAUUAAAACCAUUGACGAAGUAUUCAAGAAUGCUCUCCAGCCCAUACGGGAUGCCACAGAUUUGAGGGAGAACAUGCAGGUACCGUCUUUUAUUCACUACCAUUUAUAUGAGAUUAGCAUUUUACAUACAGAUAUACUGGUGUAAUUAUAUGUUUCCAUAAUAAAUAAUGUGACAUAGUUAAGCGUGGUAAAUGUGCUCAGAGGUUCAGUGGCUUUGCAGACAGUUAAAAGUAAGGAUUAGAGUUAUCAGUGCCCUCAAGUGAUGGCUGUAAGAUACUCAGGCACGGAUGCCACCCUAACUGGAUUCAGUUUUUGUUCGGUAAGGUAUUUUCUGUUAUCUGACGGUUCUUCUGAAGGAUGACUGAUUAUAGAUAUGUUUUAUAGCAAGGUUAGCUAACUGGUUUUAUUUACUUACAGUUGUUCCUUGGAUCCCGAACGCCUUGCAAGUCGAACAUUUUGGCUCCCAAACGCUGCAAACCCGGAAGUGAGUGUUCCGGUUUGCAAACGUUCUUUGGAACCCGAACGUCCGACGCGGCUUACGAGGGUUCCGAUUGGCUGCAGGAGCUUCCAGCAGCCAAUCAGAAGCCGUGCUUUGAUUUCCGAAAGUUUUGGAAGUGUAAUGGACUUCCAGAACGGAUUUCAUUCGACUUCCGAGGUACCACUGUAUUUUUAUUUUUAGUAGUAUUAUAGACCUGCCCUUCACCCUAAGGUCCCAGGGCAAGUUACAACGAUAAAACAGUCCAACAAUAUUUUUUUAAAAAACCGUAUGAAACAACUUAUAAUCACAAACUACCCCACUUUUCCUCCAAGGAGCUUGAGGUGGCAUGGCACUUCUCCCUCUUCCCCAUUUUAUCCUCUCAGCAACUAUGUGAGGUAAAGUUUUAUCCUCUCAGCAACUAUGUGAGGUAAAUUAGGCAGGUAAAUUAGGCAGAGGCAGAGAGAGAGAGAGAGAGAGAGAGAGAGAGACCUAGUCCAAGGUCACCCAGUGAACUUCAUGGCUGAGUUAGAUUUGAACCCGGGUCUCCCCAUUCCUAGUUCAACACUUUACUACUACACCACACUGACUUUCAUUAUUUAUUUUGGUAAUAUAUAGUCUGAUCUUCAUUAAAAUCUGUUCCAGAGUAGAAUUUUAAUCUCAGGACUGCAUUACAUGCUGACUAAUCUGAGGGCUACAUCCCAAUGGCGCCUAUGAUCAAAGCACUAGUGGGUUCUGAUGCCCCACCCCACCUUUGCCCCUUCUUUCUCAUGGCACAUAUACUCACAGUACACAUACAGUAUACGCCAUCUCACCCCACACAUGGCUUGCAGAAAGCCCCCAUUCCUUCUUCACAACACCUUUUUACCCACGGCAGAUAGUAAAGAGGUUCAGGAGCUCAAGCGUGCCAAGGAGACCAGCAUUCCAGCAAUGGUAUGCUGCAGCAUCCUGAGGUGGACUUCUUUUGUAGUGCCAUGUGAAGGAUGGGAAGAAAAAAAUGCUCCCUCUGUAGCUGUAGUGUUCUAGCAGGAAGGGGGAAGGGAAACUUCCCCCACCGCUCUGCCAGGGAGAAGGCCGUCUUCCUCCCUGGUGUCCCUUCCUCGUGAGCGUUUAAUGAAGUGCCUUUCCUUUCUAUCCACUGCCACUGAACAGAUUGGCGGUCUCUGGAAACCGGAGGGAGUACUCUGCUCUGCUCUGAUGUUUCCGAAGCACUCCCAGCUAGGGGUGUCGGAGAGUUCAGACAAAAACAGAAAAGAAAUCAGAAAUUGCUGCAGUUGGCAUGUUCAUGUGUGGUUGUGAAUGGUAAACAAAUGUGACUGGUCUUUGUUCAGUGUUGUUCUUGUUUAGUUCUAUGAACAGUAAGUAAUUAAUGACCUUUCUACAGUGUUUUGACAUUUCCUUUACACUGAAAGGGAUGUUAAGAUACAUAAAUAGUUAUGCAAGUUAUGUUAAAUUGCGGGCAGCAAGAUAAUAACGUAGUACUUUGUAGAAGCCAAACUGCAGCAGAAUGGAUACGCUGUUGAUUGUGGUGAAUAUAGGUCAGAACAGAAAGCUGCUGCCUUAUUUUGAUACACCCAGUGCUCAGGUUUCCAGUGCUCUGAUCUGCUAAGUGUUAGUGGAUAAAUAAGAGGAGAGGAACUUUGUUCAGUGGCACUUCUAGGCUACCAGAAAAGGCUUGGUGGGUUGGAUGAGGCUUGCAAGCCUGGGGUUCAGCAUACCUGUUUUGCAGAAAACAGUUGUGUUUGUUGGCUUGCAGCUGAUUGUAUGAGCUAAGUGCAUCAAAAAGCAUUGUGUUUGUGGUGUGUGAUCUAAAAUGGCUCAUUCAUAUAUGCAAGCCAUCACUUGAUUCUGCAGUCAUCAAGGGAUGUGAAGGCCCUACAUAAACUAGUGUCAGAUAAACUUAAGAUGUAUGUUUAAAUUGUUGCUGAGGCAAAACCUUCCAUAUCCUCAGCAUUUCUAUGUUGUUUCAUGUACUGUCGUGUCAAGUAGGUUGCUGUUAUCAUGGUUUGGUACUAAGCAAGUACUAAUAUUAGGUAUUUCAUUUAAUGUUAAAUUAUUCUAGGAUAAUACUUCCUGCCUGUGAUUCGUUUUACCUUGUUAAAGGAUGAAUCAAAGACUAAAGUGAGUUGAAAUAGAAACACUAACAUUGGGCAGGAUCAACAGAUGUUGACCUGCAUCGUAGACAUCAUAAUACAGCACUGGAAAAAUAUAUAUCCGAAGAGUAAUGUAAAAUGACCCAUGAUCACUUAACUCCUAGAGAGAAAAAGUUUGCAUGACAAUAUUGAUGACUGAAAGUUUUUCAAGUAAAGAGCAUGAGCUGGAAUUUCGACUGUUUCUCUGCAGGGAGAAGAAAUGAUUACAAUACUGUCAACUGCAGCUGAAAAGUGGGAUUGCUUUAGAAUGUAGAAGCAUUCUAAAGCAUAUCUGCUUAAUUUUAAUUCUGGAUAACUACUGCAAGCCUUGUUGGCACCUUAAUUCCUUCAGAAAGUUGAUGUUUCUGCAGAACAUGGCUACAGAUAAGGGUUUUUUUUUUAUUUUGGUAGCUAUUAGGAUUGUACAAUGAGGUUGAAAUAUCUUAAACUAAAGAUAAUUGAGAUUCAAAUUGUGUAUAAGUGAAAUAUAACUUCUUCCUUUCUUUUCAACAGAAUGCAGUGGUUUUAUUCAAAGAGCUGUGUGGCCUCUCUCCUGUAGCAAACCUCAUGCAAUGCAUUGUGGCAGUAUCUCCACGCUUGGUGAGAUCUGAUAACACACCCUUGGUUGUGAUGAAUCUCAGCGAACAGUAUCCCGUUAUGGAGUUGCAAGGAAUCAUUCCAGAAGUUUUGAAAAAAAUUGUAACAGCAUAUGAAACAGUGAGUAGCCUUUAUUAAACAUACUUUAGACAAUAUAUUACUUUCAAAAUAUUAGUCUAACCUUCCAAAUCAGGUGGAUGGAAGAUCAUUUGCAUGAAUGCAGAGGGUAUAACAAUGUUUUCGUAUGAAACUGUGGCCUGUGCAAGUCAUUGUUACCAAAAACAUUUGCUUGAUGUGUAUCUGAUGCUAUGCUCGUGUGUGUGGGUUACUGCUGUGCAAUUUUAUAUAUAUGACCAAGCUGUAGCCUUGUUUUUAGUCUGAGAGGGAAAAGAAAAUGGUGUUGUUUUAAGGGUUUAGUUUUAUUACAAAAAUGUGAAUCACAUUAGUUUCAAUACCUGAUUCAGUUCAAUUUUUAGAAACUUCUUUACAAGCUUUUUUUAAAUAUAUAUUUUUAUUUGCUUUUCUGUUUUAGCAUAUCAUCAACACUUACUGUGUUACACACAUGAUAAUAAGAAAAAAUACAUAAAUAUAAGACAUAUAUAUGUAUAUUGAUGAUAAUAUCUUAUUCCUCCAAUUUAUUUGAGUCUUAUAAACCUUAACUUUUACUCCCACUCUUUCCUUGGUUUCCUAACUGCUAUCUUUUCCACUGUGUUAUCUUACUCUACUAAGUUGUUUUCAUUACCUUAUAUUAUCCCACGUUGUACCCUCUACUGCUGAAUAUUUUUGUCAGCCUGUUACGAUUAUUUUCUUGUUAUAAUAUUUUUCCAUAUAAUCUAUAUAUAAUGUCCAGUCCUCUUUUAAAUUUUAUCAUCUUUAUUUCUUAUUCUAUUUGUCAUGCUGGCAAGUUCUAUAUAUUCAUUCUUCUUGUGAUGGUACUUCGUCUCUUCUCCACUUCUGUGCUACCAGAAUUUGGGCAGCUGUGGUCACUUAAAAACAGCAACCAAGCUUUAACACCUUGUAUAUGUUUCGGAAAAUGUGUUUUAAAGCUAGAUGUAUCCUGAAAUUGAUAAAAAAUGUGAAUAUUUUAAUGCUUAGGCUACCUAGCAAAUACAAUUAUAUCUAUUAAAUUAUACCACUUCUGGAACAUGGAAAAGGGAAACACUCGAGAACUAUUACUUAGCAAGCUAAAAUGAAACAUCUCCCAUUAUAUUUCCCCAAACUUGGUUCCCUUCUCAGUGAGUCCUGUCUUUAUUGAACAAAUGGACUUUGAGAGUACAGUGGUACCUCUGGUUAAGAACUUAAUUCGUUCCAGAGGUCCGUUCUUAACCUGAUACUGUUCUUAACCUGAAGCACUUUAGCUAAUGGGGCCUCCUGCUGCCGCUGCGCCACCGGAGCACAAUUUCUGCUCUCAUCCUGAAGCAAAGUUCUUAACCUGAGGUACUAUUUCUGGGUUAGCGGAGUCUGUAACCUGAAGCGUAUGUAACCUGAAGUGUAUGUAACCCGAGGUACCACUGUAGCUCAUUCCAUUUUCACAUUAAGACACUAAGAGGAGCUUAUAGUCUUCUUGUAGAACCAUCUGAUCCAUGAUACUGUUCUGUUCCAGGGGCAUGGGGGAACCUGCAGAGCAGAUGGGGUGAUGAUGGUUGCAGAAGCUGUGGGGUGGAGGGGAAGUUGGCAAAACUGGCUUCCCUCCCCCAUUCUGCUAACCAUUUCCUUUUGUUAGUGGAUAGAUAGACAAAGCUGCAUUUCCACCAUUACUUUUACCAGGGCUCAGAUAGGGAUGAGGAUAUAUUUGCAAUAUGCAAACAAUCUGUUUAAACUUUGCACUUAGAAUAUUAAUUGUUCCAAGCAUUUUGUUGAGACUAGAAACUGCUUGAAACUAUAAUACAGUAGGUGCACAUUUGCCUAGCUUUUAGGAGCAAAGUUCAGUUUCAGACAAAAUAUGUCAUAGGAAACUUAGAACAAAAGCUAUUUCAAAACUUAGCAGCAAAGGGCCUCCACAUUGAAAGUUAAACGUUGCUGCUAUAAAACUAUACUUGUAGUUUUUCAUAUGUCGCAGGAAGCAUUGCAAUAUGUCAUUAGGAAUUGGUCAAGAGAAUGUGAUUUGGUAGGAUAUGUAUAUAUGUAAGGGGCAAGGAAAGCCUCUAUUGGCAAGCAAUGCUGCAAAUGUAUAGGUAUUGCAUGUAAAUCAUACAGUGGUGCCCCGCAAGACGAAUGCCUCGCAAGACGGAAAACUCGCUAGACGAAAGAGUUUUCCGUUUUGGAGGUGCCUCGCAAAACGAAUCUGCUAUGGGCUUGCUUCGCAAGACGAAAAUGUCUUGCGAGUUCCUGGUUUUUUUUUUCCCUUUCCCCCUCUUUUUCUAAGUCGCUAAGCCGCUUAUCUGCUUAUCCGAUAAGCUGAUAAGCUGCUAAAGCCGCUAAAAGCCGCUAAUAGCGCUAAUCCGCUAAUCCCGUCAAUGGGCUUGCUUCGCAAGACAAAAAAACCGCUAGACGAAGAGACUCCCAGAACGGAUUCUUUUCGUCUUGCGAGGCACCACUGUAGUGAUGUUUAUGGUAGAGUUAUGUCAAACUCGUCUUAAAUAAGAAUAGAAACCCUUUUACUUUUGUGCUGCAUAGCUAGUUUAUAACUUGUGUUUUAACAUGCUGCAGCCUUUGCUCUGCACUAGAGUGAAAACAUGGGCAUUUCCUUAUGGAAUGUUUUAAAAACAAACCUUGGUUUCCAUGGUGAGUGCAUGGGCUAUCUCUGAUUUACAUUGUUUUCUUCAUUCUCAGUAUGCUUCGUGGUUAUCAUGGAUGUUUCUGAAAGUACAACAGUUCCUGGGUCAAUCCAUCUCAGAUAAAUAUACUAAUUUAAUAUUUAGUCAGAAAUACCUCCCUUACCAUAAAAAUUAGAGCAAACAUUUACACUGGUAGCUGAAGUAAUCCUCUCUCUAGUUUAGUAUUUUAAAUUUAUUUUUGCACAAUGAGUAACUAGGGAGCUCAAUAUAUUUGUUCAUUAACCUACACAAGGGUGUAAGCUCUCUCCAGCAAAAAUGCUAGCCAAUAUCAGAGUAAUUUAAAAUGACAAAAUACUACAGGGAAUUGAGGCAUUAUAGAAUGAAAAUGUGUUCUGUGUUAAAGGAGAAACUUAUAAUUAUUAAAGAACUAGUGUCAAGUGAGCAACUAUUUUCAGUUAAUUAAGAUGUCCCUGGAUAGUUUUUAGAUUAUACAUUUUCCUCAUAAAAAUAUAAAGCACGAUACAGUUUUUUCAAAUUCAGUAUACAUUAUUGCAUGCAAAUGGUUGGGUUUGCAUUUGGGAAUUUCCCCCCAGGCUAUCUUAUGUGGACUAAUGGAGAAAUUGCAAAUUAUUUCAGUUGGGAGUUGAGCCUGAGCCCACAUUUGGAUGUAUUUAUAGUAUUUAUAGUAAGUGGAGAGAUGCUAGAACCAUAAGUUACAGAACAGCAACAUUGCUAUAUCUAGUUGAACGCGUAACAUUAUUGAAACAAGCAUGAGGCCCCUGGUUAAUAUACAGUGGUACCUCGGUUUAUGAACAGUCCAGUUUAAGAACCAUUUGGUUUGCAAACUCCGCAAAACUAGAAAUAGUGUCCCAGUUUGAGAACUUUACCUUGGUCUAAGAACGGAAUCCGAAUGAUGGAAGGGCACCGGCGGCGGGAGGCCUCAUUAGGGAAAGCACGCCUCGGUUUAAGAAUGGUUUCGGUUUAAGAACUGACCUACGGAACAGAUUAAGUUCGUAAACCGAGGUACCACUGUACUCUUUUUUGGGCAACUCGAUUGAAUGACUGAAGGAUUUGGCACCCCAAAUCUGGGAAUCAAGAAGACUGUAACCAACCUGGAAUUGAGAACAUAGCUCCACCCCGAAACUAGAUUAAACAUACAUGGUUCUAUGUUCAGUUCCUUCUAUAGAUUCAUUAUGGCAACUGAUAAGUUGCAAUGGGACAAAAUUGUUGUACAAUAUUGGUUUAUCCCUCUUACCUACUGUCCUGCAUUUCCUUGAAACCCUAAGAAAAUGCUUUCCUUUAGCUAAAAGUUCUGAUAAAAUGGGUGAUGAAAUUAUGAGGUAUAAGGGGAUAAUACAAAAACAUGUUUAUUACUUUUGAUGCAAGGAAAUGAGACCCCCUCCAAGAGUAGAUUACAUUGUGACAUUGAGAGAUAUUUUGUGACGGAUCCAAAGUGUUCGUAGGAAUUGUGACUAGGACUGGACAGCUGGGAUCCAAAAGGUGGGUAUGAGAGAGGAAUCCACAUGUGCAGACAGAGUUUUGCUUUGGUUUUGAUGUAACCAUUCCAAAUAUCAAGUACAUAUGCUGCUUUUAAAAACUGCAGUGGUUUCCCAGUUUGGCAGUGGGAAUUCUGUAGCAAAAAAACGCAGGCAAAACUUUCUUCGAAUUCCCGUUCCCUCCUGCUAGUGAAAGCAAAAGUGGCCCCACUACCAUAGUGUUUUGGGAUUGAAGGGAAUAGAACAGAACAGAAAGGAUUGUGUGACGGUUUGCUCUAAUCCCCCGUUCAUUUUUGUUGUCCUUUUUCAGAAAAGGACAUUACAGAGCUGCAAAAAUCAGAAGAGGGCAACCAAAAUGAUUGUGGGAUAUGAGCAAUUUCCUUAUGAGGGAAGGGUGCAAUUGGAAUGUUCUAAUGUUUUUAAAAGUCUUUUGGGAGCCACCCAGAGUGGGCGAGGCAACCCAGUUAGUUAGUUAGUUAGUUAGAUGGAUGGCAUACAAAUAAUAAUAAAAAAGAUUAGUAGUAGUGGUGGUAGUUUUAUAUAUUAUUUAUUGAUUUGUCACUUUCCACACACAGAAGAGUGUCCCAAAGCAACUUAUAGUUUAGGGGGAAGAUGAAGAGUAAGGGGGAGCAUAUUAGAUGUGUAUAAAAUGUAUGGAUCAGGUGUAGAAAGUGAGUAUAGGUUUUUCUCCUUCAAAAUGCUAAAACAUGUAAGAACAAGAUGCUGUAUUAGAUGGUUCUUUCUCCAGCAUGGCUUUUUUUUUAAAAAAAAGUAGUUAAAGUAGGGAAGACGCUUUUAGGCUGUUCUAGAGAGGUCAAUAAUGUUCUUUUCAAGUUUUGUCUACUUGUCCCGUAAAUGAAUAGCACCAUGCAGUCCACAGCGUACAAAUACAUGGUUUUCAGACCAAUUGGGAACACCAGACAAAUUCCAUUUCUUAAACCUCGUCCAAGCAGUCUUAUAUGAAUGACAAGUACUUUAUUGUAAACAUAAGUAGCACCCAGAAGAUUUGUUUUCUUACAAUGGCAAUUUUGGACAGCAUUUAAAGCAGUAGAAAGAUCAAUUACACUUCAUUAUAAAUCGACUUUGAUUGCCUGGGCCUAACCACAGCUGGUCGGUAAUGAGGUUACUAUUGAUUGCCGUCUUGUUUACAAGGUCUUUUCCCUAUGUGCUGUCACAGAGGUUGACGUACAAAGCUCCUCUUAAGUGAAGGUCUGUACUUCACCAAUCCCAGAAGUUGUUAUCAUUGAAAUUAUAAGGUAUACGAAGAAAGUAAAGAUUCAGAAAACAUUUUGUUAGCAUGUAUUAAACAAACUUAAUAGCUAUUGCCUAUGUGUUAUUGCCAACAUAAUUAUAGAGGUUGUGAAAUGCUACACAUUUGCCAGAGCGGUAGGUAUAAUAUCAGUGGCCUUCUCCCAGGUAGUACUAUUUCUGUAGUAACAACUUGUGAGCCUGCUGCUCUGGAAAAGCAUUUAAUGAAGGCUACUGACAAAUCUUGAGAUUAGGUUAGAUUGCCGAGUCAGAAAUGAAGCCCUACAACUCUGUAAAAUGUUGAACAAACCAAGAACAUUGCAGUCAUUUGGACACACUCAUAUAUUGAUCUAUAGUGAGAGAAGGUAACUUGCGGCUCUUCAGAUGUUGUUGGACUACAAACCGCCAUGUAAGAUCUUAAUUAGUAUCUGUUUUCAAGUAAUGAUCUGACAAGUGUCACUAUCUGAUAAAUAGUAUUUUAAAUCUUCUCUCCAUAGUUAAAUCAUUGCCUUGUUUGGUGGGUUAGUGUAAUUCCCUUACUGGAUGUGCUGGAACCAUCACAAUUUGAUAUAUGUAUAGAUCCUGAGGCCCGGUUAAUACUUAAGAUGUUCUUAACUUCUUGAGACAUUGCAAAUCUGUACUUAAUUUCUAGUUCUGCAAUCUCGUCAUUAGGAUAGAGGUUAAAGGAUUACCUUCAUAUUACCUCUCUUAAUAAAGUUGCAUAACUGCUCAUGCCUAACUAUCCAUCUAAGUUCCCGAUGGACAAAUUCUUACUUGAGCUGCCUAAUUCCCAGGUCCUGAUGAAGCUCUCAUACCUAGAUGUGACUCCAAGCCAGUUAAUGUAUUUCAGAAAGGCUGUGCCCAUAUUUCCACAGAAUAUGGACUGCAUAUUUUCUCAAAAUGUUAAUGUUUUGGGUAACAUUUGAAAUGCAGCUCCAUGUAUACACCACCCAAGAAGUAGACAGGGGGAACUCAAGGACUCGCAGUCACCGAGUUCUCUUUAUUUUGAGUUCUUAUCACAGUUCUAUGAAAAAUGGAAAUAAAUAAACCCUGUAUUUCUAAUGACAAAAGAAUUCUAAAGGACAAAGAGUGAUAAAAAAGACCUGAUAGACACUAAGAAAAGGCUGGAUAACUGUUUCCUAUAUCAAUGCUGAGUGUUAGGUUAGCACUAUUUAAAAGUUGCUUUUACUUGUCAGAUUCAACCACUUAAUGUGACCUACUUUGCUAAUUCAACUUUUAGUAUAACAGUGUAUUGGGUGAAAGAAAUUCCUAAAGUAAAAUCAAACCCUAAGGCAAAUAGCUUUUGCCCUACAAGACUGAACUAAACAAUUUUGUAUUCAUCCUUAGUGACCUGUCUUUUGUUUUAACUUCUUUUGCAUGUCCCUUAAAAAACCCCAAACCCUCCUUACUAAGCUUGUGUCUUAAUUGCCAUUGUAUUGCCACUAAAAGUUUUUUUGUGCUAUCACAUUUUAAAAUGUGUCCCAUUUCGCUUUCUCAUUGGAAUUGUUUAUGGUUGCAUCUUCUUAGGCUCCUUUCCACAGUCAUAUAUACCUUGCAAUGGAAUUCUACCAUGGUUUAAAUCCUGGCUCAUUUGGAAGCUACUAACCACAGUUUCCAGUUCACAGGAAACUAUGGUUAACUGCGGCUCCGUGACUUGUUUCUGCACUUUCCCCAAAGGAGGAGCAAAGGGGCUGCAUGUGGGUGCAUAUCCUGGCUUACUUAGUCAUUAUUUGAUUGGGCCAAUUGGACAAUUUGGUCUGGAGGAGUGUAGUUUCAGGGUGAAGGAGGAAAAUACACCAUGACAGAAGAAGGCAACAAACUAGAAUAAAGCUAAAGUAAAUUAACUCCACUGAGGGGAGGUAAUGAAAAAAGGUUUUUGAAUGUGCUCCAAUAACCCUGAAAGUGAGACACUGAAAUAAUGAGUAAAUGAUAAUCUGAAAACAAAAAGAGGAUUACAAAGGAUUUCUUUUUGCUAUUGGAUUUUCUGUAUUUUGGAGAUGGAUCACUUUAACUUGACAGCCAGCUGAAGAUAUUGCUAUAAGGUAUUGCUUAUUGCUAUAUAUUGAAGACUUAUUGCUGUAUUGAAUCUGAUGUAAUGGGUUUACUGAAAGCAUUUCAAAGCCCUUCAUCAUUAAACUUGUGGCUUUAUGAACCAAAUUUUUAAAUCAGUUGGUGGGCACAGGAUAUACAAUACAGGACAUGGUACAAUUCCCCACCUGCUAAUUUGAUGUUACUGCCUUCAUUAAAUGUUUCUUGAGGAGUCAUAAAAUAAUUUAAAGAUAAUUUGCCUUUCUGUGCAUUAUUUAUAAAGUAUAUGGGUUGUAUGAUCUUUUGCCCCUUGUUUAUAAGAGAGAAAUUGAGACUGGGCUCUUUUUGGGAGUAUGGAGACUAUGAAACACUACGAAGUUGACCUCACCUGGCUUGGAGAUGUUUCUGCCGUGUUGUGGCAGUUCCCUUCUUUAGUGAAAACUGUUUCAACUCAUCAGUGUAGUGCCAUGGUAGCGGCAUUUCCCUGUCUGCCUUGCUGUUUGCUAGGCAGUGGAUAUGUGAGGAAAUAUUUGACAGAUCUCAGGCCCUGUUUGACUGCAUUUUGUUCUGACAAGCAAUACUUGGCAAGAUUCAGGAUUGUGGACUUUUAUGUAUCCACACUGGGCCAAUUUAAACUCUAGCCAUGAAAUCAAUGUUGAGCAUUGCUCCUGGGAUUUGUGGCUUGAAACAUAUAUACAGCAUGUUCUCAUGGAAGCACUGUAUUCUAAAAGGAGCAACCUAUGCAUUUUAUUGCAUAACUACACCUCUAAAUCUGUAGAAUCCACAAACACUCACACACAAUUAACAUGGCAAAUUCUGACACUUUGAAAUGCCUGUUAGUAAAGGAGGAUGACUUGGCAUAUUAGCAAAUAAAUGAGUGAGUACAAAUAACAGCCCUGUGAAUAUGUUUUCCUCAGGGAGGCAAUUAUUAUAGAAUCUUGUACAUUUGUAUAUGAUCGAAUUACUAGAACAUAUGUGAAUUUUUCAAAGGUACCAUAUUUUUCGCUCUAUAAGACGCACCUAGUUUUUGGAGGAGGAAAACAAGAAAAAAAAUAUAUUCUGACUCCCAGAAACCAGAACAGCAAGAGGGAUCUGGCUUCUGGGAUAGUCGCGCAAAGCCUCUUCAGGGCAGCGGGAUGAAGGCUACCCCAAGAGCUCUGCUCCCUUUAAAGAGUGCAUGGAGCGUGUGUGCGGCUCUUUAAAGGGAGCGCUGAGCAGAGCCUCCUGCCUGCAUUAACUCCAUAAGAUGCACACACAUUUCCCCUUACUUUUUGGGAGGGGAAAAGCGAAAAAUACGGUACUUUGAGUCUCUGAGAAAAGUGGGGUAUAAAUCUAAAUAAACAGCUUUUUAAAAAAGUAAUGCAGUAGUGUCCAUAGGCUCCAGCUCCAUAGGGCUGAGGUGUCUUCAGCUCCGCAAAUCUUGAGGGUUUGGGCCUCACGACACCAGGCCUCACGGGGGUGGCAGCGGGCCUCAUGGCCUGUGUUGCUCAUAGGUUGGACAGAACCUGGCGCCUCUGGUAGUGUCACCAGCAAUGUAGUACAGUGGUACCUCGGGUUACAGACGCUUCAGGUUACAGACGCUUCAGGUUACAGACUCUGCUAACCCAGAAAUAGUACCUCGGGUUAAGAACUUUGCUUCAGGAUUAGAACAGAAAUCGCACUGCGGUGGCAUAGCAGCAGCGGGAGGUUAAGAACAGACCUCCAGAACGAAUUAAGUACUUAACCCGAGGUACCACCGUAAUCUGAGAAUGUUACUAUACAAAGUUUAGAGAGGAGCCACAGCUCUGUAGCAGAGUUUAUCCUUUGCAAGUGGAAGGCCACAAUUGUCCCGUUUUAAUCUAUAGCAACUUCAAUUAAGAAAAGAGCUCGGGUAGGGAAAUACGUUCUGUCUGAGAAAUGGCCAGUUCAUGCAGGCUGUGAGUCUGGAUUCGCCAGUGCUCUGACUUCUAGUUUUCAUUGCUCAUUUUCUCAUUACUCAAGUUAUUCUCUUGUUACAGAUGAUUCAAACUAUCAAGACUCUGAUAGAAAAUGCAGAUAACGUAUAUGAAAAAAUAGCCCAGUGCCAAAAAGCAGGUAAGGACACAACUCUAUUUUUAUUCAGUAUUCUGCAGUGGGUUAACAUAUUCUGCUAAAAGUGUAAAAAUAGUCGCACAUCAAUGUAUUAUAUAACCAACAUGAUUCAACAGACGAAUUUCAGUUACUUACUUUUGGGUUUUUGUGUUAAAGAUUUUAGGAGCUAUGUGAGAGUUAUGUUUCUUUGAUACAUGGAACAUUGCAGCUGAUUAUUCUAUUCUUUCAUUUUUCAUUUCAAUUUACAAUGAGUAAAAAACUUGCUUUUUGGCUGAGUGAAACGUUUUGGCAAGUGAUUUGCCCAAGGUCUCACAUUAGCCUUAACUCGGAAAAGAAUCAAGAUUUGCCUCAGUCUGCCAAUGCCAAAAUUUAAAAGCGUUAACUGGAACAAGAAUUAAAUGAGCAGCUUCCACCUGACAGGGAAGUUUAAUGGCAUUUAAAAUCACAUAUAAUAUUUAUAAUACAUAGUAUACAGCUUCCCUGUCUCAAUUAUUUCCAUCUUUUAUUUGACAAUGAAAUAGUGAAAAUAUAGUGUGUUGGCAGGAUUUCUCUAAGGAUGGAUUUAUGCCAUUUGGAAGCAAUGUAUAUACAGUUGCAAGCCAGAGGAUCUCACAGUUAUAGGUCAUUUAAUUUCUACCUAUUUUGUUUUGUUUUGUUUGUAAAGCAGAAAGUAAUACGUGUCUUGCAGGUGUAAUUACAUUUUUUAGGACCAGAUAGGAAUGCAUUUUUUGCAGUUGAGUGGAACAGAUGAAGAUUUAAUGAUCAAAAUGCUGGAAAUAAAUGUGCAAUUGAUAGCAUUGCAUGUAUCACAAAGAAAACAUAAAGAUGUUUUUGUUGGUCUAAAUGGCAUAAAGAGCUUUUUAGUUAGAACUCUUUCUUCCUGUCUGAUGAAUUGUCUAGAAAGGUUGUGAUCUUUAACCUUUACCUGUCAGUAAGCCCAUUGGGUGGUAUUCAGUACUAGUCCUACUCAGAGUGGGUCCUUUGAGGUUAGUGGACAUGAACUGGGUUCAUUAAUUUAAGUGGUUCUACUCUGAGUAGGAACCCAUUGAACUUGGCAGACAGAGUAGGCAGGCACAGGAUUGCACUGCUAAAAGUAUCAGUGGAAUUACUUAUUACCCUAACUAAGCAGUCUGAUUAGCACAUGCAUUUUGGAGGUGUUGUUCUGUUUUCAUGGGACCAUUUCUUUGUGUCAGUGUGAAGAAUGUUGUGGUCCUUAUACACUGAAGCUCCUAGGGACUGCUUCAGAUGACGGCUGUGAUUUACGACGUUUCUGCAACAUGUUCUAGUGCAUUAGUCUUGUAUUAGUUUGUUUUGCAAUGCUUUCCCAAGAGGGAUUAUAGCUUUUGUUAACCAAAGUACAACAAAAAUAAAUGUGAUUCAGAGAUUCAUAGAGUUGGAAGGGACCAUGAGAGUCAUCUAGUCCAACUCCCUGUGAUGCAAGAACCUUUUACCCCACGCGGGGCUCAAAACUCAUGACCCUGAGAUUAAGACCAAGCUAUUUGUGGUAUAAAAAGUUAUAGGAUUCCACCAGGAUGUUAUGGGAUGUGCACAGUUUGGAGGUGAAGCAAAAUUUUUGCAUGUGCAAUCAUCAUAAAUGGGCAAUAGAAAGGAUGUCUGAUCCUACUAACAAUGUAGACUGUUUCCAUUCCCAGACAUUUUCAGUAAGACAUGUGGCAAACUGUUGAUUCAAGUAGUUACGGCAUGGAGCCCCACAGUGCACAAAAGCCUUCAGUGCUGAAGUUGCGUUGGGGAAGUGGUGGGUGCAAUUGUUGAACUGGGUGUGCGUGUGAAGUCUGACUUGCUCCAGUUCUGAUUUAGCAAGCCACUGUAUAUGGUUCAAUAUUAACCUAUCAAAUAUUUGUAUUAAUAAGUAACCUUGGUCUGGCUGAUAAACCUCCAGUGUUUAGUUUUCCUGAUGUUUGUUUUGUGCAAAAAAAAAAAUAUGUUGCUGGAUAUUUUUUGCACUGCAUUUAAUUAUGACCAAGUCAUAUUUUAUGAAGCAGUAAAGAGAAAGGUAGAUGAAUAUUUUUGACAUAGCAUCCUGAUUUUGCAAAUUCUUUCAGGAAGCAACGACCUUGACUUGCAUUUUUAGUCCCACAAACACAUGGGGGUGUAACUUUGUUUGCAGUGGAAUUUUCCCAUGGGCUAUGUUUAGGAUUAAAAAUCCUUCUGUGUAUCUUGGUCUAUGCAGAUGCAUGAGUCUACAUAGAUCUCGACUAACUUUUUAAGGUAAAAUGUACAAUAGUUUUAUCUUUGCUCUAGGGUUAUGUGUGUGUUUGUGUUUUCCCACCUUAGACUUCAGAUGGAGGUUCACAUGAGUGAAUCCUCUUCCAUACAAAGUAAUUCCACAUAAAAAAACUAGAAGGUCAGGUAGAACAAUUGUAGCCUAGUCAUCUCCCUGACAAGUUAAUACUUUUAUACAUAGUAUUUUAAAAAGUGAUUUCUCAGUGUCUUAAAGUGGUAUCCUCAUCUCAUCAGCCAGGUAAAGCCACCUGCAUAGAGCUAUUAUUCUGUUUCUUUGCAUCAGAAAGAUACUCUCCUUGUUAAAACAGCAUAUAUGAAAAAGAAAUGAAGUCUUAUCAACAGUAUUCAUUCUAGCAGUAAUACUUUUUAGCCAAAUGGCAGCCUUCUAGUGUGUUUCCUGAGGCAAUUUAUCAUUCAUGUUGUUUGACUAUUUUGCCUUUUAGAACCUUUCUAGACACUGCAUUGAAACUUUCAAGAAUACAGUUCUAAAGGGGAAAAUAUUUUAUUCAUCUAUAAGGGCCCUGAGAUUGGCCUUUCUUUAUUUCUUUCCUCUUUUGAAAUUGCAAAGAAGAUUUGUAAGUCACUGUGCUUCAGAAUUAAUGAGCUAUCAUCAUUAACUGACACCUUGUUUAGUUGGUAGAAACCAAGCGUAUCAGAUCCAGUAGGUAUUAAUGCAAAAAUAGUUAAUGCACUAUCAUGUUGUAUUGCUUAGCAGAGGAAGAGAGGCAGCACCAGGUGAACCUCCCUUAGACCCUUGUGAAAAUGAGAUUACACUUGGCUAUGAUCCCUGUUAUUUUGUGUGCUCUCUCACAUUAAUUUAGAGCACAUUAAUCAUUGUGCUGCAGCAAAUCUUACAUGACUUAAUAUAUAGUUGGCAGAGGUUUCUUGUAUAAGGUAUCGCUUCAUUUUCUUCAUAUUCUCUUAGGUCAGUUUUGUUUUGUUUUUCCUUCCCCCAGCGAUGGAGUUCCAUGAGAAUUUACAAAGUAUAGGAGCCAAGGAAGGUUUAAAGGAGAGAAAGCUACAAAAAGCAGUGGAGAGCUUUACCUGGAAUAUUACAAUCCUAAAGGUAUGUUUUUUUAAAGUUGAAUACUUUUUGAAACAUAAACCACCAUGCUUAGACCAUUACCAAAAAUAUGAUAAUUAAUGUUACACUAUACAGAGUGUGGUUCUACUGAAUACAAAGUUUGAUGAUACUUAAAAUGGAAAUGCUGUCCUUUUGUUGAAUUUACAGAAACAUUUGUGUCUUGGAUAUGAACAGUAUAGCAUCACCCUUUAUUAGUUAGAUGCAGCUGGAAUACUUGUCUAGUUUUAGCCAUCAAAGACAUAGGAAUAAAAACUGCAUAGAUGAUGAAGGGUGGAGAACAUCUGGUACUCCAGAUGUUGCUGGACUACCAGCUCCCAACAUCCCGUCAUCACUGGCCUUGAUAUCUGGGGCUGACAGGAGUUGGAGUCCAACAGCAACAGAUUCUGUGACAGGCAGCAACUCCCCAGGGUUUCAAGCAGAGAUCUUUUACAAAGGUUGCAUUUUUCCAUCUCCGCCGUAUUAAGCAGUUGGUCCCUUACCUUUCUCACCCUGAUCUGGCACAGUGAUCCAUGCAGAAUGCUGCGGCGAGGCUCCUUAUGUGGUCCUUGCCGCGGGAUCACAUUCAUCCAGUGCUUUACCAGCUGCACUGGCUCCUGGUGGAGUACAGGGUCAGAUUUAAGGUGCUGGUUUUGACCUUUAAAGCCCUAUGCGGCCUAGGACCUACGUACCUACGGGACCACCUCUCCUGGUAUGCCCCACGAAGGACCUUAAGGUUCACAAAUAAUAAUAAUAAUAAUAAUAAUAAUAAUAAUAAUAAUAUAUACCCUGCCCUCCUCAGCCAAGGCCGGGCUCAGGGCGGCUUACAAGCAAUAAUAAAAACAAGUUGAAUGAUUACAACUUAAAAACAAAAUUAAAAUACAACAUUAAAAUAUUGAAACGUUAAAAUAUUAAAAUGAAGCCUCAUCGAUGACAACACUUUGGAGGUCCCAAGUCUCAAGGUGGUUAGAUUGGUCUCAACUAGGGCCAGGGCCUUUUCAGUACUGGCCCCGACUUGGUGGAAUGCUCUGUCACAAGAGACGUGGGACUUGACAUCUUUCCACAGGGCCUGCAAGACAGAGCAGUUUCGCAUGGCCUUUGGUUUGGACUCAGUCUGACCCUUAUGUUUUCCUCCCCUUAUGGUUUUGAGGCUUUUAAAAUGAGGCUGCAUUUUAAAUUGCAUUUUAAAUUGCCCCCCCCCCCCCCAUUAUAUUUUUAUUGUGAUUUUACUGGUGUUGGCUGCCCUGAGCCCAGCUCUGGCCAGGGAGGGCAGGAUAUAAAAUUUGUUGUUGUUGUUGUUAUUAUUGAUGUGUUUAGCUGACCUUCUUAGCUGGAGAUUAUGCAAAUGGAAAAGUGAUGAAAUGAAUGCAAUGCAGUGAAAAUCAGUGUGGGCAGAGGUCCUAUUGGGGACAGGGGCUUCUAGGUGUCAGGUGCACUUGUGAAGUAGCACUAAUCUGCAAGGAUGAAGAGCUACAGAUAAUCUUCAGGAUUUUCUGAGCAUGUAAUUCCUGAAGUCUCCUUUGCAUUCAGGGCGCAACCUUAGUAUCAACCCUCAACGUAACUCUUCUUUAACCUCUUCAGCUGCCUUGUGCACAAAGGCCACUACUUCCCUGUAAAAGAUCACAUGUCUAAAAUAAGGGCCACUGGUACAUGGAAUCAAUGGCCCGGGGGAUAUACCGUAUUUUUCGCUCCAUAAGGCGCACCUAGUUUUUAGAGGGGGAAAUCAAGAGAAAAAAUAUUAUUCCCCCCCCCCCACCCAGCCCCAAAGAGCAAAGAAGCCAAGACAGCGAGCGGGAUUCAUCCUACUGGCUGUUUUGGCUCCUGCCAUAGCCGCACGCAACCUCUCCAGCCGGGAGAGGCUGCACAAGGCUGUGGCAGAAGCCAAAACAGCCAGCAGGAUGGAUCGCGCUCUCCGUCUUGGCUUCUUUAGCUGCGGGCAGCCUCUCUGGCCGGGAGAGGCUGCGCGCGGCUAUGGCAAUUCCCCCACAUCCCGCAAAAGUUCACAGGAGCCGCGCACCCUUUAAGGAGCGCACGGCUCCUGCAGGCUUUUCUACGAGGAGGAAGAAGGGACUGACUGGUGGCGUCAGUCCCUUCUCCCUCCUGGGGAAAAGCCCGCAAGAGCCGAACGGCGCUUGUGUGCGGCUAUUGGGGGCUUUUCCUGCCUGCCUCCCCCCUGCAUUUGUUUCAUAAGACGCACACACAUUUUCCCUUACUUUUUAGGAGGGGAAAAGUGCAUCUCAUGGAGCAAAAAAUACGGUACGUUGUGUCAUAUUUAGACUCUGCCCUUUGACACAUGGAAUUUGUGCAAAUAAAAUGAGGUCCUCAACAGCGAUGUGAAUGGUUGAACCUCUGAUUGCUAUAUCCACACCUCAGUAACCUCAAGACGCUAUAAAACAGGUGGUUUACUAGUUGAUAUAGACCUUUGCAUAGCCAUAUUUGAGAUGGGGAAAUAAUAGACGUCAAAGAUCAUUGCACUUUUUGUUUCUUUAAAACAGUUAUUUAAAAGAACAUUUGCCAAUGUUGUUGGUGUUCCUGUUUCGAUGUUUUCUUUUAAAAAAACAUUCUAGUGAUAUCAGAAUCCCCCGUUGUCAGACUAUAAACUUGGCAUCAUUAAAACCGAUUUUUAUGUGAAGUGGCUAGGGCUCUAAAGAGGCUCCGUGAAGCUAUUAGAAAUCUGUUUACUUCCUUGAAAAGGAAGCAGCUGAAUUAACAUUAAUGCAGUUAGGAUGAGAAAAUUAAAUACUUUGCCGCUCUUUUGAAAAGUAUCAAUGGUACUUAAUGAGGUACACAGGAGGGAAAGUAUUAACAUCUUUUCCUUUUUAGGCGCUGCAUAUGCUUGCUUCACACUUCUCUAGGCUUAACUUCAUCUUAACAUUUUUGCUUUACAUUUUGCAUGAAUUUAAAAUCAUAUAAUAAACAAAGCCUUUUUUCAUAUGGAAGUAUACAAUUAAAAUGCAGAGUUGUUUCCAUUUGUUCUCAGCAGUGUUUUCCAUUCAGCAAAAUGGAAGAAGUGGCAAAGUUAGUGCAGCUGCCUGCCUGUAAUUCAUUCCCUGUCUUUCUUCCCCAAACAGAUAAAGGUUCCAUUUGCCCACCGAAUAACUCAUCUCUGCACUAAACUCUGGAAUCUAUUUUAACGACAUCACAUUUCAUGGCACACUCUCUCUCUCCCACACACUUUUGAAAGCUUUCUUUCAGUUUUUCAAAAAUACAGUUUCAUCUCACCUCCUCUCAGCUUCAUUCUUCCCACUCACUAACUUGUCAUAGAAUUCUAUUGUAGAAACACAUCCAGCAUACAAACUGUAAACCUCAUCUUAAUUCCCUCCCACACAUCUCAGCAAAGCAGCCCAUCUUUCCUAGCCUCUUGCGAAGCACCUGUGGAGGGAUGAACAAAGUGAACAAGUCAUUUUAAGAAAACUAUCUUGCUGUUUGCCCUCCUAAGAUACAAAACUAGCAAACUCAGGACCCUAUGAAACAAUUCAUUUAUUAGUAAUAUUUCAGAAAGCAACAUUUUAUUUAUCAGUUUACCUCUUGGAAGCCAUUUACAACUAUAAAAUCAAGCCAAAAUUAAAAUACACAAUAAUGUUAAAACAUCCUUAAUUAAAAUGUACGUAAAGCAAAUGAACAAUUCAAAGAGUUUAAAAACAAACCACAAGUUCAAUUCAGGGAAAUGUUUGCCUAAACAAGCGCAUUUUUAGGGAGCUGGCGAAAUGUCAACAUUUUUAGGGGCUCUUGUAUUUCAGUAGGGAGAGUGUUCCACAAGCACUGGUGUUACCAGUAGAAAAGUCUGCUCUGUGUUACCACAAGCCAAUAAUCAUCAGCCUUGAAGAAACUAGCCAGAUUCCAUUAGCCGAUCACAGUGCCCUUAUGGGGCAGUGAAUAUGCCAUUUGUGGAAAGUGAUAUUAAAUUAUUUCUCAUUAAAAUUAACUUGCUCACCUUUAGGAAAACAGGCCUCGGAGCUCACUCAGUAGCAACUGUUCUCUGGAAGCCCUGUAUCAGCCUUAAGCUUCUUAAAUAAUUUGCUUUACAUUUGUGAUCAAAGACUUAUUUUGGAGUUUUGAUGGAUGUGGCUAUGCCCUUUUUGCAGAGAAAAAUUUCCAAGUGUUGAGUUUUGCUUGGGGUUCCUCUGCAGUUGCUAGCAGUUUCUGAAUUAUCUGUCAGUUAUAGCUCACUUUAUUUACAAGUAACAGAUAAGCAGACAAGGCAGCUGAAAACUGCUUCAGUUGGGCUGCAGUUGGAUUCUAAGCACUCUGAAAAUUGCACCCAGCAUUUAAUUCACUCGGUUUAUUUUAGCAAGAGUCAGCCUAGAUUAGCUUAGAUUUAAACAAACCAAAGCGAAAACAACAUGAACUAAAUAAAUGAUUCUGUGCUGAAGUUCGUAGAAACAUUUGUGAUAACGUACAUAUGAUUCAUCUGCUCUGCCAUAUAAUGUUUCAUAUAUCUUUCUUUGUUUCCUUUUUCAUGGGAAUUUUAAAAGGAUACCAGUUAUGUGUCGACAGAUUAAAGAAUGCCACUGAAGCCAGAGUCCAAUGAAUAGGUGUUCUUCUCUAAACUCAACAUUGCCAUAUGAAUGUUCAUAGGGGUUUUGGACUUUAUGUUUUAUUAUUCAGCUAGUGGUGUCUUUCCCAGUUCUAUAAGAUUUGCUCUGUAUUCUUAGACCAUGAUUUUAUGGUCCAAGCUGCUUUUCUUAGAAGAAUGCAGUGUCUGCCUUAUCCUCAAGGUCUGGAACUUUGCCAGACUUGUGGUUUUCUGCUCUGCAAAGCAUUCCGCCCUCCAGAGAAAGUCGGGGGAAUUCUCCUAGAAGCAGUUUUCCUUACGCUUACGAGAGGACUAUGCUGCCAUACCACCAACAGCUCCAAAGGAGUUGCUAAUGAAAAAAUGUGAUGAUCACCCUUCCUAUAUGCUCAUUUUCUUUACAUACAAGCACUGCUCCUACCCCAUAAGCCCAUGCCAAAACCACUUACUUAUCGGAACUCCUGUUCAGAACAGGGCUCUCCUGCCUAUGCCUGGAGCGCUGGCCAAUAAACUGAAAAUAACCUGAAGCCUGUGAUCAUGCACACACAUGCAUCUUUCUUUUUUGAAAGGUAGCUAUCAUCCCUGGACACUCUCUUCCUAACUCUGAAUGUUACAAAUAAGCUCAGUAUAAAGGCACUGCAGUUGCUGGAUCACAAUGAAUAAUAAACUCCUGAUGGCUCUUGGAUUCCGUCCACAACAAUAAAACUCUUAGCAAAAGUUAUUUGCCCAGAAUUGUUUGGUGGGAAAUAUUAUUGUCUUUUAAAUGCAUUCAGCCAGCUGAAUGCAGUUCAAUCCAGUGUGUGUGUGUGUGUGUGUGUGUGUGUGUGUGUGUGUGUCUUAGCUCAAAGUAAUCUGGUUUUCAUCUUCAUGAACUAGGCUGUGGUACAAUAAAUCAAGUCUAGAAAAUGGUCUCAUUAUUGAUAGUUGUGACUGCUUUUGUUCUUAACAGGGGCAGGCUGAUCUUCUCAAAGAUGCUAAGAACAAAGCCCUGGAGAACCUAAAGCAAAUCCACUAUGCCACUGUUUCAUGUGGACUGAAUAAGCCAGGAUCGGAAACAGCCGAGGGUUCAAAGCCCCGUCGAAGCCUGGAGGCUAUACCUGAAAAGGCGGGUGAAGAAAAUGGAGAAUGAAAGAACAUUCUCAUUAUUUUGGAGUUUAUAACUCUGCAACCAUUGUAGCUGCACAAGACAUUUUGCUUUGCACUUACUACUAGUGGGAGGGGAAAUCCUGGAAUUUUAAAAGCACAACUGGAGAAGCUAAUUACUAUCCAUGAAAACUGUGAAUGUACAUAGCAAUUCUGUGUGCAGAGGCAACUGAAUUGUUCUAACAUGGAAAUAAUAUUGCUGGCUAAAACACUCUGUAUAUGUGUAAAAGAUGUCAUGAUUCAAUAAUCUUGUGCAGAAAAAUAUCAUUGUCAUUUAACAGAAAAACAAAUUGGUUUUCCUGACUGGAAAUACGUUAUAAUGGCAAGGGAAGGAGCUUUUGUCAUUGCUCAGAAAAGUGCCUUGAUUUUUGGGGAAAAUCUAGGUGUGCAGUGAUUCCUUGAUUUAGGAGCAGUGCAGUUCUAUAAUAGUUUGUUGUGUUAGGCCUGUUGUUGCACAUCUAACUUAAAAAUCAGGGCUGAAAAUGUAAGCAAAUGCACAGAUUAAGCAAAAUUCUAUGAUGAAGAUACUUGGCAGUGUUCAGCUUUGAAAGUGCUACUCUUUUGGGUUUCUUUUUUGUUGUUGAGCCAUAAAUAAAAAGGGGAAUGUAAAUACAAAGUGCUUACUCCUGGCACAGUGCACUGUGGGAGAGCCGUUGCAUAGAAGGAACGUGUGCAAUCAGUCAGCCAUUAAAUGCCUGAGUAAGGUGCAUAUACCUAUUUCCACCUAAGAACAUCUGCAGAUGUCUACAGCUAAUGUAAAAGUGACCAAACUGCAAACAAAAUACUGUACAUAGUUUUAUCAUUUCGUGGAAGUGAAGAAGUAAUUCACAUUAAAAUGUUUUAUGAUACAAUUCCCAUGUUAUUGGCCUAAAACUGAAGUUCAAUUUUUGUUUUGUUUCAGGUUUUUAAAUAG